AUGGAUUACCCGCCUCUCUAUGCGAUGCUGUCUUGCUUGGUGCCGCUCAGCUGCUGGCUCGCCGCGGGCAGGGGAGCGAGAGCCCAAGGUAGGAAGGAGCGCGCGGCGCGGGGAAAGGAGAGAGGCGGGGGGGGGGAGGGAAGCGGGUCAACCUGCCCGCCCCGCCUCGCGCGCCUUUGCAUCUCUCUGGGCGCCUUGCUCGCGCCCCGCUGCCUGCGGGCUUCCUGGGUGGGCAAGAAGCAGGAGGCAGGGUCCGGGAGGCGCGCUCUCGGUCCACGAUCCAGCAGCGCUGCCCGCUCCCGGAGAGCAGGGCUCGCUGAAUUCAGGGCUUUCUGACUGGCAAAACGUGGAAGGAUUCCGCGCCCCCCCUCCCCCGCCCGGUCUCUGUAUCCUCACCGGCAAGCAAGUUCCGCUGGGCGCCGGUGGUUCUUGCUGCCGCGUGAAACGGCGACCAGGAAUGAAUGCAAAUGCGUCUUCUCGCCAGCCUGACCCAGUGGCCCGAGAGAGAUGGAAAUGCUGGUUUGGUUAUCGCGCGGAAGUGCAGUUCGGCGUUUUGUUUUGUUUUUGGCCGGUCAUCUGUCGUCCAUCUGAUCAAGUGCCAAAGUGUUGCACCAAAGGCUGCGAAACACCCAGGUUUCACAUUUCCAGGCACCCGUUGCCCUGUACCCUGCCCUUGACUGUACCUUAGAGGUGGGCCGGGGGCGGGGGGGGGGGGAAUCCAAACAAAAACUACUCUUUGAUGUUGACUCUUAGACAUUCGAGAUCUCUAUCGGCUAAUCCUGCUUAGGACAGGAUAAGAAAGGCAGAUUUUGGGAGCCAUUUUCAGGUGCCUCUGAUUUCCCCACUCCUGGCUUUUAAAGAUUUUGUUUCUUAAAACAAAACAGAACCAACAACCCCCAAAACUCUUUAAUAAAAACAAUUUUUUAAAAAAUGGAAGGGGAGAUCCAGCAUUUCCCAUAUUACCAGCGACAUGUUUUCUUUUCAGGACAGGGAGAACUCCAAUUAAAAACUCACAGCCCCUACCCCUGUUCCUUAUUAAGUUGGGAUGGAGCCCUGAAACAAAUGGCAAGCCCUAAACACAGAAUUAAACUUAUCACUGUGUUUUGGCUCUAUGAGUCAGGUUUUCCAAAUUAGCUUUAUACCUCUGAUCCUAAGCAUGUUUCCUCCAAAGGCAGGUUAAUGGAUUUCAGCUGGACUGAUGACAUUUGAUGGGUAGGCUGAGAGUUCUUUCCAUUUACCUUGCUGCCCAAGUAUUUUUAAACAGGUUCCAUUUUAAAACCUUUGCUGCAUUUGAAGGGUGCAGAGAUGGGCAGUCAGUAAGGCAAAACAGUUUGCAGGAAUAGGAGUGCAUCACUUCAAAGAUUCUUGUUUUUUUAAGAUGGCAGUGCUGUUCACCUCCAUAGUGCAUUUUUUUUUAAAGCUUCAUUUUGACAAUUGAUGCAGUAGCUAAAACAGUGCUGUUUAAGCUCUGUUGAGGAAUUGGAAUACAGAGCUAACACAUGGGAUUCUUUUGCAAGCCUUGCCAAAGUAUGUUACAAUGCUGACACACUUUUUUUUUUUAAGUUCAGCGGGAUCCUCUACUUUAGAGGAACAGUGUGACAUGGAAACUGCACAAUGAAUACUUUGGAUGCUUGGUGUUAGCUGGGCAUGCAAGAAGCAUAAGGGCGUGUCAGUGUGAAUUUCUUCUGCUGUGUUGAACAUGCCCAGUUGACGCUUUGUGAGCUACAGUUUAUGAGGGGGAAAUCAUAAAGGUUUUGCAGGUGGAGGAAGAAGAGCAAUAGCUUCUCACUUAACAGAACUGCCCCUCUCCAGAAAUAUCAAUGUUUGCAGCCAUCAUUCUUUUGGCUUACUCUGAAACAAAAGUGUGAAGGUUUGUAGUUAAAUUUAAGAACCACUAUAAAAAAACUGGGUGAAGGAUGGAUCUAGGUAAAAAGUAAAAUGUCUCAACAACCUUUGCAGGCCAACACAAUUAUGUAGUAGCCCACCCAGAUAUGUAGCCCUCAGCACCUGUGUCUAUUCUGUUUGUGUUCCGCAGUUCCACAUGAGCACGGGGAGGGGGAGAGUGCAUAAAGCACUUAUGAGGAACAGACCUGAAUUUCCUGAGAUUCUCAGCUUUAAUUUAUAAAACAAGUUUCUUAUAGGGGAGUGUAGUCAGACUUUGAGUAGACACACUGCAAUUAAUGGACGUGACAAACGUUGGCCCCUGAAUUUCAGUGGGGCUACUCUUGAGUCAAACUUCGUUGGCUACAGCCCCUUUGUCUGUGUGUGUUAUAAACAAAUUUCUAACUCUUUGGAUUGGUGAAAACACACUUGUAAGUUUAGAUUUAAAAAAAGUAUGCCUCCUGGAACUUGUGUCUGGUGUGGUGGUGGUGGUGGAAGAACUGGGCAGGAGAAGACUUCAGUGCCCUGCAUAGUUCCUUGAUCCACCCACAUGGUUAGCAAAACCAGCAUAAGUCAUGCAAAACACUUGAAAUUGCAGAAUAAAUUUAAAACAAUGAAAUGGGUUUUGCAAAUGUGUCUUAUGUGCAUUAAUUUAUUCGGGUGCCAGAAUUCGUCUGUUUUGGUUGUAGAAUUUUUCUGUAUACAUUUGUCCAGACUUCAUACAGCUCUGCCUUUGUGUUGUUACUGGAUGCCUUGUGUGAUAGUUCCUUCAGGUGGCUCACUUGGAAAGUAGUGUGACUUGCCAUGGGCCAAUGAAUGGCUAACUGCAGGACUAAGCCCUGUGAGGCUGGAGCCGCAGGUGUGCAUAUCUUGAGAGGAGCAAAGGCUUUUCAAACACACGCUUACGAAAAAGGGGUUUCCCCGCCCCGCUCUGCUUUGAAUGUAUUGAAGUAUGUCUAUCUGUAUUUAUUUCCACUAGAGCUGCUCCUGUCUGGAAAGCUAAGUGAAUAUGGUGUGAUUGUGCCCUUCAGUGCAGAUUGCCAGGGACGGUUCCUCUCGCACGUGGUGUCUGGCUCGGUGGCAGCAAGGAGGGGCAAAGCCACCCACCCUCCCGCUCCUCCACCUCGCCCAGGCCGGCGCAGGGUUGCCCGCAGCACCUCCUUUCUGAACCAAGGCGUGCCUGGGAAUCGCUUGUACUACUUCAAUGUUACUGUUUUUGGAAAGGAGCUGCAUCUUCGCCUGAAGCCCAACCGGCGGCUGGUGUCACCUGGCGCAUUAACUGAGUGGCAAGAGGACUUCCGGGAAGUCUUUCGGGAACCGCUGCAACAGGACUGUGCUUUUACAGGAGGAGUCUCGGGCAUGCCAGGUGCCGCAGUGGCCAUCAGUAAUUGUGAUGGACUGGUAAGCAAAAGCGGAUUGAGUCUUCCUCUUCUUCUUCUUGUCCACAGAAGAGAUGAAUCCCUUUCUCCUGUUUCCCCAGCCUUGGGACUGUCUUUGCCUUGUUACUUAAGCCCCUCUGAGCCUUGCAAAUAAUUUUUUGCUAUGAGUGUGUAUUCUGGAAUUCACCUUAUAUUUGUUACGGAUAUUAGGGGAUAAAGUUGCCAACUUCAGAUUUCAAAAAUUUCUGUUUCCUGUUUGAAGAUCUGGCAGAUCAGGGUAGGGGAAUACCAGCAGGUAAGUGGGUGUGAAGGAAAUUCCCAUUGUUCUGCUGACAUCACGAUGUUUUCCUUUUGAUCUUCAGCAGCCCUGCUUUUCAGCAGCACUUGUGCUGGCAGGAUGCAAAGUAAGAACACAAUUCAGUUUCUCAUUCAGCAGUGGGUGAAAUAGAGCACAAUGAAGCUAUCUCACUAGUCUUGUGCCUUAGUGGGGCUCAGGGGAAACACUGCUUUUCACAAAAGAGCUUUACUCAAGAACUGUUGUUUGUUUUAUCAGACUUCUGGCUCUUACGCAGCACAAAAUAUUUGCUACUGGCCAGGCUGGACUUUAUUUUUGGUUAAGAGGUAACUCUGCCAACUAGAGUGUCUUGCAGAAUGGAUAGGAUAGGUUCACCUGCAACUAUUGGUCUUGAUAGAUAAAUCUCAGGGAAGCACAUGCUGCCAGCUUUAGGUUAUUCUUGUGAGCAUCAGCCUAGCUGCUGUUUUAAAGAGAAUGGUAGCCUGCAUGAACCACUGCUGGACCAGUUGAGGCACCUGCAGGCAAUGAUGACUUCAGGGAUUCUGAGUUGAUUUUCAAACUUUGGAAAAUGCUUCCAAGUCACCUGCAGAAUCCUAAAUAUUUAAGUCAGGCAAGGUUUCAAAGACCUGCUUGGCCUCAUGGCUCGUGGGACCUUCAUUCAACCGCUAACCCUGGGUACCAUAUCACAAACAGUUCUUGAAUCUACUCUCAGUUUCCAGCUUAGUUUGCCAUGGGGCAGGGGCUGCUGCUGGGAAUAAAACAGGCUUCCUCAACUUCGGCCAUCCAGAUGUUUUUGGCCUACAACUCCCAUGAUCCCUAGCUAGCAGGACCAGUGGUCAGGGUUGCUGGGAAUUGUAGUCUCAAAAAACAUCUGGAGGGCCGAGGUUGAGGAAGCCUGGAGUAAAACAACUCUAAAGUUCACUUGCACUCUCAGAGCUAGUUUCAAAUGUAUUCUGGAGCUUUGUAAAUGCAUCACACAAGUGCAGAAUUCUAUAUUUGGUACAUAAUUCAGCAUCCUGAAAGUUUCAGCUUUUACGUUAAACAAAGUUUUUUUUAGAGAAUAUAUUCAAGUGUUUAAUGGUCUGUUGCCAUCUAUGCCAUUUUCUUCUGUACUGAAACACACACACACACACACAGAGUGAAUAUUAGGGUUCUGAAGGCUUGCCCUUCCUGGGCUACUACUAUCAGGUCCACCCAGUGCCUGUACACUGAGUGUCACAGAUGAGACCAGUAGGCAUACAGCCCAUGAAGCCCUAGUUUGAAGUGUCUGUAUACCGCAAAAUUGGCAGGUCUCUGUGCAAUUUUGAUGCUGAACAAACAGAUGCAGGGUUGGUCGAGUCAGUGCCAUCCUAACAUUGCAUGUUUGACUGAACAUCUGUGGAGGUCUUAAAGUGUACCAAGCGCACUGUGCAAUGUACCAAGUCCUGUGGUUUUAGUAACAAUAUCCUAUGUUAAUUGAAAUCUUUGUCAAUAGCAAACCUAUUUAUGCACAUUUCCAAAUAUAUGAGAAUUUUGAAGGUAUUUAUUUGUUAGCUGCUUCUUCGUCAUCACUGAUUUCAAGUUAGACUGUAUGGCCUUAUGUGCCAUACUUGCUGGCAAUUCAAAGGAGUGGGUACAGAGGCUCGGUUUUGCAUGCCAAAUACCAUCUUGGAUUUGAAUUGGAAAUUGAUAUAUUAUUUUCUUUUGCCCCGCUUCUUGUAGUAAGGCUCUUCCCUGUAGGUCCUCUCUACAGCCCAGUACUCCUUACAUUUAACCAUUUAUUGUUAUUAUUUUUGUUUUCAGAAAAGGGGGGAAAUGAGACAUCCCCCCUCAAUAUUCUGCUAGUCCCAAUAUGAGUUUUGUUGCAUCAGAAUAUAACGAGCAAUACAGAUAAAGUGGAGUAUUAAGGUUAUUCCUAUGUGUACUAAGUGUUAGGCUAUACUUAGGGAUCUGAUAAUAUUGCCCCUCUGAAAGCUGAGAUGGCAUAGCUGAAUAGCUCGGUGAUAGAAACGCCUGUCCAAGCUGGCUAUGGGAUAAUUGAUGAAGUUAUAUCCCAAUGCAUGGGUCAGUUUACAAUGAAGAGGGUCGUGAGUUCUGGUAUAUACAGGUGGUGAACGUUUUGCGUGGGGUUCCGUUCCUGGCCUCAGUGCAUGUCAGCAGACCACACAUAAAUCUGCCCUGCCCUCCUUAUACCCCACCCCGUUCUGCCCCCCAGUUACACCCCCAUUCUGCCCUCUUGUCAGUCCAAAAGGACCCAAAUGCCAGCAGUCAUGCACAAAAAAAUAGUUGCCCCCUGUGUAAUAUUUCUGCAGGUCAUUUCUGUUUCUGCAGAAUAAUUCCAAGAAUUAAGCCCAAAUUCAAAGGCCUUGAAGUUGGCACAUCUUUACCACAGCCCUGCCCCUUGUUUAUCACACUGCAGUAGCCAAGUGUUUUAGUUACAGUUUUCACCCACACAAGAGGGCAGAAGACAAGACAGGUUGAAGGUAAGACUGGAGCAAUGAGAAACGUAAGAGAAACUGACCUUGGUGGACUCAUCCAUGCCUAGCCAGGAUCUAGAUACAGACUUGGUCUGCUGUGGACUUUCCUAAACCUGCCAAUUAGUUUUACUCACCCUGAGCCUGCAGGGGCACGGCGUGUUUAAUAAGUAAAAAGACAGAGCAGUGUCCCUUUGAAGAUAAAAGAUCAGGUGAAAAACCAACAAUAAUUGCAGGAUAUGUAGGAAUGAACACCUCCAGAUGCUUUUAGUCCCUUACAUCAGAAUGCUUUUGUCCUUCUCAACUGUGUAAUUAUGAACAUGGGAUCCGAUUUUCCAAAGUGGUUUAGGAAAUUAGAAGUUCUAAUUACCAUGGAGUUGAAAAGCUAAGUCUUGUAUCAUUUUGCAAACAGCACUACAGCUGUAGCUCAUAUGCCCCUCAGCCAGCUGCUUGUCAUUUUCUAGGCAAGUGAGUAAGCAAACUAAGGAGAUGCCCAGGAGUCUUCAUCUGGCCAGAGCCCUAAAUUUCCCUUGCGGCCCCUAUAUUUCAUUUCAGUGUCCAGAUGUCUGCUGAGUUCUCUCCCCCCUGCCCCAUGAUUUGCAGAAAGGAAAGAUGGUGAUUUCCUAUAGCCUAAGCAAGUGGUAUUUGGGGGACGGCGUGGGGAAUAGCAUUCUUGUUACAUGUUUAGAAUUGUAGCCAUAUUUUAAAGGGGGAACCAAGUCAGACAAUUGAGCUCAGUACAAGAAUUCUCCAGGGUUUGACUUCCCCAUUUGUACCUUGAGAUGCCUGUGACUGACAUUAAACAGGCUCCUGCAUUCUAUAUAUUUUGUCAGAUGCAGGAAAAGGUUUUUUUGUUUUGUUUCCCCAGACAUUUCCAGAAGGAGGAGUUUAUUUGUGGGCAGUAACUCAUAUCCUUCAAGAACUGUUUUACCUGUUUUUACUUGCUUAAAACUUUUUUGUUUUGUUUUUUGUAUACCUCUGUGGUGGUAUUACGAAGCUUAGAGUUGAUAAAUAUUUCUGAUAAAUAACAAUGUUGUAUCUAAGCUAACUGGAAGGAGUGUAGUGACAUUUAAAGUGGGGGAAGCAUAACUUGUGAGCAGUAAUAAUAUGCAUUAACUGAAUUGGGUACAUUAACUAAAUCAAGUGAUUUCAGCCCCAGGUUCUUAAUCACCACACUACCCUAGCAAUUUCAUCCAGGAAGGUUUGAUUGCUCUCCCAUCUGCUGGUGGGAGGGAAGCUCAUCAGUCCCUCACCACUGGGACAUAGAAACGUAUUCUGGUGACCUCACUUAUUGGGGCUGUAUCCAAUUUGUGAGGGAGGUGGGUGGCGCUGUGGUCUAAACCACUGAGCCUCUUGGGCUUGCUGAUCAGAAGGUCGGCGGUUCGAAUCCCCACGAUGGGGUGAGCUCCCGUUGCUCGGUCCCUGCUCCUGCCAACCUAGCAGUUCAAAAGCACGCCAAAAAGUGCAAGUAGAUAAAUAGGCAGGAAGGUAAACAGUGUGCUGCUCUGGUUUUGCCAGAAGCGGCUUAGUCAUGCUGGCCACAUGAUCUGGAAAAACUCUGCAGAGAAAUGCCGGCUCCUCAGCCUGUAAAGUGAGAUGAGCGCUGCAACCCCAGAGUUGUUCGUGACUGGACUUAUGGUAACUGUCAGGGGUCGUUUACCUUUUUUUUAGCCAAUUUGUGGCCAGCUUUGCCUUCUGUCAGCAUGUAGGGCUGGUGCUGAGGGAACUAUUGCCAGUUCCCAAUAUGCCAGCCAGCCAGAUUUAAGGUUUUUCUGUUAAGCAUAUAAAGCCCUAAAAAACUGGGGACCAGGAUAUCCCUAUGUAUCUACCUGUCCACUGUAGUUGUCUAUGGGGACUGUCUUUGCUGCGCCACUUAUACCAGAGAUUCAUUCUGUAGUGAUUUGGACUAGGCCCUUCACUGAAGUGCCCCCUGCUCAGUGGAUCAUGCUGCCCAAUGCAGUUAGACAGGCUCCAACAUUGUAAGCAUUUUGUCUGAUGCUGAAAACUUUUAUUUUUACAGGCUUUCCCAGAUGGGUGGGUUUAUUUGCAGGCAGAGUUUGCUGCCAUUUGAUAAUUUUUGUUGCAAACUGCUAUGGUUUUUUUUUUUUUUUUGCAGUGCUUAAUAUAAAUUAUCUCUCUCUGCCUGAAAUUGCCUCUCUUCUUGGCUGGUGCCCUUCCAGAUCUUUUUAAAUCUUAGUGAAAUAUUAGUUGCAGCGGACUGUUCUUUUGCAGCUGAGAUUCCUUGCCUUAUGAUCUCCAAGUAGCAGUUUUUAUCAGUUUUCUCGUAUUUCACUGUCAGCAUUUCCUGUCCUGUUUGGCGUGUCGUCCUCUUUACCUCCUCUCCUAUUGAUUUAUUGAGGAAACACUAGAGAGGGCAGUAAUUUUAUCCAUGGCACAAUGUGUAAUGUCUGUGCCAAACUGUCUGACUUUUCAUUAAACGACUGGCACGUUUCCAGCUUGGUGGAUUCCACUGUCUUGUAUCGAAACAGACUAUCAAUGGAGGUUUGAAACACCCCCAUCCACCCAUUCAGUUAUUUCAUUCCAUAAAACCUCUCCGUUUUGUUUGGAUAAGUUUAUUUUAACGUUUUCCAAAUGAAACAGCCGUGUGUGCUGCCUCUUUCUGUUACAAAAUUGAGUUCAUUCUGGCAGUGCCUGUCUUGUUGAGCGUCUCAGAUAGCUGCUUCAAAUUAUACGAAUCACUGAGCUGUAUUCCCAAAGUAUCCUCAGUCACAGCAACUUUUCUGUGUCACACAUUGGCUUAAAAAAACUUCUAAAUGAGAGUCAUGUUGUUCAAAUGAGAAAGAUGAAAGAACUGGGCUCUCAAGUGAUAGUAUCUACAGUAUUUGAAGGACUAAACCUCCCGUUCCCUAGGCAUGGACAAGGGAAACGUUGGUGUCGAUAAGACUACAAACAUAAAGGCUUUUGGUUGAUUUCCUUCCCUAAGGAUAGGAGGGGGGGAACAAAAGAAAAAUAUUGCAGUAUUGGCUUUUUAAUGGCCCACAUGCAAAUUAUAUUAGAAGGGCAAGUGAAAAGUGAGCUCAGCCUGGAGAGCAUCACAGGCUGCACUGGUCCUUGUUGUCACCUUCUAUUUUGGGAUUGCGUCCAAAACACACUGGCAAUUGAGAACCUCCAGAAACAGACAUAAUCACUUCAGUGGCAUAAUAGUUGGCCGUGUGGAAAGUUGUGCCCUGAGAUCCACUGGAAUAGUGCAAGUGCUUGUGAGGAGAGCACUUUUCAGAUUGCACAUGGCCUCUGUUAAGUUGUGGGUAGACAUAGCAGACGACACAGUGAUUCUUCCAAGGCAGCUCUUUAUUUGUAAGCUGGAACAGAACCGGCUGAGGGGCUCAGUCAGCCUGCUUAUAUAGAGCUCCAGAACAAUGUAACUGUUGCCAUUUUCUAAAGCUAUCCAAUCACUGAAUGUCACUUUUGAUCCUUCAUUUGCAUACAAACUAUCCAAUCACUGAACGUCACUUUCGUUCCUUCAUUUGCAUAACUAUCUACAGUAUCCCCCUGCUGGCCCAGGGUGAGAACUUCAGUACAUAACAGCUUCAUUAGCACCUCUAAAGAGAUUUCUGACCCUAAGUGACUGCAUGCUUUGCUUCUGGUGUUGGUUCCAUUGUAGAUGAUGUUGGCACAGAAGAGGGCUUUUGCUUCCCACCCCACCCCCUUGUGGGCAAAGUCUCCUCAGCUUCAAUUAGAAAUGAUCUGGCAAUUUAUGAUCAGCAUUGGCAAACACUUGGAUCUUUUCUUUUUUCAACCCCCCACAAAUUAUACAUGCACAACUUUUUUCUGAUCUAUGCAUGCUCUCUCAGUGUUGGUGGGGAAUGGCAAAACAUUGCCUAGGCAAAGGCUGGGAUUUUAAAAUCCACCAGGCUGCUAUAUACUGGUGACUUUCCCCCUCUGCAUGAUUGGUUAUUGUAGGUCACCUGCACCAGCAGACCAAACUGGAAGGCACAUGCCAAUAUUUUUACAUUGAUUGCCUUGUUAGGUUAACUUUUAAAUCGGUUCAUUGGUCUGCUGUUCAUGAUGCAAGGGUUUUGUUUUGUGUUUUUCAAAUAGUCAGACUUAGAGUUUAUUUUAUUUUAUUUUUAAUUUUUUGGUAACAGCCAAUUUGGCUUUUGUGAGAGAUUGCAUGUGUGUGCCUGCACUUGUGGUGCAUGCAUUAUUAUUUUUUCCUAACAAGGAAAUUCCAAGCCAAACUGAUUGCUCAAAUCACAAAUUAGGAGACAGGGUAUUAUUAUUUUUAACUGCAUACUCAAAGUCGAACUCUUUGUUUCAGAAAUCAACAAAUGCUGGGGAUGCUUCUGAAUAUCUCAUCCAAAUAUCCUCCAGAAUUUUCUGAGUCACCCAGUCUUGCUUCUAAGGAAAAACCAGCAGACUUGGAAUUCCCAUUUUUUCCUUGAAUGAAUGAAUGAAUGAAUGAGUAUUUUGAACACGGUAGGGUGCUUGUGCAGUAUGUGGCAGCUUUUAGUUCCUUGAGUUUCUUUUUGUUCCCCUUGCAAUACUUAACUGAUGCACAGUGCUUUUUAUCAGUCUUUAUGUGAUGGUAUGUGUAAUUGCUCCAAGAUUCUUUUUGUGUGGUGUUUUUAUCAUUGCUCAGAAGUUCAUUGAUGUACCAGUGGAAAACCACACGAUAAUAUGUUUUUCAGACAAUCAUACGAUUUCUUGUUUUGCAAUGUUUCAUCGAAGUAUAUGUGCACUGUGGUGACAGGGGACUGUGCAAACAAGGUGAAGCAAGUGAAAUUCCAGAAUUGGUUUUAGGUGUUCUCUUAGCUACACUGAAAUUCAGAUGGAAGGAAAGAGGAGGGACAGAAUUGGGGAAAUCUUCUCCUCCCUAACCAACUUUAGUGACAGCCCUUAAAUUCAGAGGAAAGUAGACCAUGGAGGCACAAAAACGGGCACAUGAGCAUUAAUGUUCAUAAUUUAUGAGCAGAAAACUAUUUUCUGGGGCAAAGGGAACUUGUAUUCAAAACUGGAUAUUUUUGAACUCUGGUAGCAUUGUUACUGAGUGCAUGGAGUGUCCUGCGAUCCUGAUCACUGCAUCUUCUUAACACUUCUAACCUCUGAUGAAAGCCUCUGAAAUGGCAAUUUAUCAUUUGAUCAUCUAGUGUCAUGGGCAAGUAUCUAGGAAGGCUAUGAUUCUACAUCAUGGAUGCUUUAGUUGAGAUUCCUGUGUUGCAGAGGGUGGGAGUAGAUGACUCUUGGUAUCCCUUCCCACUUUAUGAUUCUAUUAUUUUUGUUCCAACCUGUAUUCAUCGCAGUCAGCAUUCUUUUGUUUUCCACCAUAGUUUGUUUUCUGCCAAAUACUACCUUGUUUAUCUAGCUGCACAUAAGUUGCAUAAGUUAUGUGGCUAUUUACAUUUCCUAUAUAACAUUUAGUGUAAAGAAAACAGCAAAACAGUGUAAAACAACAACAACUAUAAUUAUAUUAUGUAUCAUUUGCAGACCAAAAAACAACAGCAGCUACAUAAAUGAAUACAGAUUUUAUUCACUGGACUGGUUUUCAAUCCUGACCACAGAGAAAUGUGUGAACUGCAACAAUCUCUGCUUACUUUUCCAUUUUUGUUGGAAUUCUGACAUCCCUGGUGACGGGAAGAUGGAAAUAAGAGCUGGGAGGGGACCAUGGCUUGGUGCCAGAAUGCAUGUUUUGUACACAAAAGAUCCUGAGUUCAAUCCCUAGUAUUUCCAGGUGGAGUUGAGAAAGAUUCCCGUCUGAGACCCAGACAGUGUAGAGACGAACCAUUAGUCUUAGUUUAUAUGGCAACUUCCUACGUACCUAACUUGCUGAAUUCCUGGUGUUGGAUCGAGCUUGGAGAAACACUCUGAAGGAAUACUGUUGAGUCUCCCGGCCUCGUUUCUUCUUGUUUUCAUUUGUGCAUAAGCUGGCAAAACAUGCAAAUAAAGCUAGCGUUCUUUAAAAUGGGCAUACUUACAAAAUGUUAAGUGCCCAACUUCCCUGGCAGGAAUUGAAUGGGCUGCUCUGAGGUCUUUUUGCUUUUUUAGAAUACUCUCAUUGUAAGUGAAAAGUGCACACCAGUCAUUAUUCCAUUUACAGUGUAAUGGGAACUAGCUGGAGUUUGAUUAAUGGAUGGGGAUAGGAGGUUGCAGUUAACUUCCACACGGCCCUUUACAAACAUUGCUGUGUCUGCUGCUGGUACAGGUGUUGCUUAAUAACUGCCUUACACAAUGUUCAGUAUGUGUGGCUGUUUUAACUCAAUCCUAUUCGCUCUUGGGAUGUGCCAAAAUGGGACUCUGGUUUUCAGGAACGCUUUCUGCAAUAGGGAGUGACAAUGAAGAGCGUAGAAAUGUUCACCAAUUUUGCAAGACUCCCCUAUCAGGAAUGGAAGGACAGUGGCAGGUGGAAAAGCAUUGGCCUCAUUGUUCGGUUUCCUAGCCCUGUGACAUCUCACGUGCCACGUGAGUCCUGAUCGGUUGGAAUUGGUUAAGAAGGAAAUGUCCCACGAUUUGCUGCUGCUGUGGUGUCAAAGAGGGAGAAUGCAAUGUGCUGGAGGAGGCUGGGGAAUAUUUCCAUAAUAUGAAACAUACCAAAGCUGCUGAAAGAUCAUUCAAUGAACACAUAGGAAAAGCAGUGAUAUGUACAUUGUACAUUGUCUUUUGUUGGCCAUGGGGGUGCCAAUUCUUGAAAUAAAUUGUUGGUUCCUGGGGAGGGUCAGGGCCAGCAUUUGUGUGUGUGUGUGUGUGGAUAGGAAUGCUUACCACAAAAGCUGUUUCCACCUAAAGUUGACCUGCCCACAUUCUGAUGUUUCCUUGGCAGGGCCACACUGACCUGUGAUUCAGUAUGUACUUAUCUAGAGCUGGAUCCAAUUUGAAAAUGAAUGCCAGCAUUAAAAUUAAGUUCUGCUUAGUUGUUGGGGUGGAUUAAUGAGGCAUACAGUGUGAAAGUUAUGUAAAGUAGGGUAGUAAUGGAAGCUGUCUAAGAUGCAAACUUCAGGAAGUAGAGUUUCCUUCCCUUAUGCCUAUGGACUAAUAAAGACACUUGUAAUAGAGUGGGUGAAACCGGGGGGGGGGGGGGGGCAGGGCGGAUUAUCAAGCAUGUAAUCCGAAAUAACAAAGACUAACUGUGCUUAAUUUUUGGUCGUACUGGGUGGAAUUCAAUGUGGUGCUAAGGAGGUUGAUCCUACAGUGCAAGCAUUUCGCCUCCCUCCACACAUUGUUCGGGGGGGGGGCGUUCUCACAAGCCCCUAGAGUGGAUUUUUUUUGGGGGGUGCACAAGGGGGGAAAGCCCUGUUGUGUUAGCAGGGGAGCCCUCAUGCUGGCUUCUGCUAGCAGAACAGGGUAGUUUAAUACAGCUCAGUGUAUUCAAAAUAAGACCUACCCUGUCUUGAAUGAGUGGGGGAAGAUAUUUACUUCCAUCUGCUGGCCAUGCAGAUGCUGGAUAUUUGGUAAGCCAGAGAAUAAGGUAUGGUUGCCCUGGGCGCAAAAUUGCUAGGGGCACAAAAUUUCAACAUCUGGUGCUUCCUCAAUUCAGCUGCAUGCUUCCGUCGCUGGGGUCCAUUGAAAACGGCUCUCCAUGCGAACCAGGAAGUGACCUCUCCAUACAACAGAACAACUCUUCUUUGCUUAUCUCUGCGGCUGCGAUCUCCUGGGUGACGUGGACGUUAUUAGGCAGUUGAAUGCACAUGUGUACCUCCCUCCUGCCCACUUCGCGCAGCCCCAGGCACUAGCAACCCAUGCUAGGCCACUGCCCCCACCCCCUGACCUUUUAUAUGGAGACCCAUCAGACAUGCAGUUCUGCACCACAUGCUGCUUCUGAACAUUUAGACUGGCUUUGUGUGUACAGUGGUACCUCGGGUUACAUAUGCUUCAGGUUACAUACGCUUCAGGUUACAGACUCCGCUAACCCAGAAAUAGUACCUCAGGUUAAGAACUUUGCUUCAGGGUGAGAACAGAAAUCGUGCAGUGGCGGCAGGAGGCCCCAUUAGCUAAAGUGGUGCUUCAGGUUAAUAACAGUUUCAGGUUAAGAACGGACCUCCGGAACGAAUUAAGUAUGUAACCAGAAGUACCACUAUACACAGAACGCUUCAGGGUUUUUAUCUUACUGUGUAAUGUUGAGAAAACCCGCGUCAGCCUAGAGGCUGGAGUCCAGUCAUAUGCUCACCACCUCCAAGCCAACUAAAAUGUUUGAGACCCAACUUUACCAAGAUAGCUGGCAGGGAGGUGCUGAGGUUGGCAGGGUCUACUGAAGCAUUGCCUACUAGCCUCCCGUGCUGGGGGCUGCCAGGAGCUUCUGCCAAGCCAGUCUCUCUUUGGCUUGGGGCUGGCUCCCAACUCCAGAGCUGCUCAGCUGAUGAGAUUCCAGCGGAGAAACGUGCUUGGCUGAAAAGGCUGGUGCCAGGCCCAUUGGGAGAAGAGAAAAUAAGGGGGAUUAGGCUCCUGUAUGGGAUCAUUUUGGGACAUUUCGUAGCCAUGUCUGCACCUUUAGCCCUCCUCCGAAAAGGAGGGAGAAAUAAGACAAUAGAACAACUUUUAACACCCCCCCCCAAAUUGCUGUUGUUGCUUGUCUUCUGAACAAGCUCUGUUAUGUUGACAGGGUGGUGACUUCUUAGGCUUUCUCCCUUUGCCAUUGACAUAUGCAGUAGAAGAAGCUAUAGACCAGGGUUUCCCAAACUUGGGUCGCCAGCUAUUUUUGGACUACAAUUCCCAUCAUCCCAGACCACUGGUCCUGCUAGCUAGGGGUGAUGGGCAUUGUAGUCCAACAGCAGCUGGAGACCCACGUUUGGGACACUUCACUAUAGACACUAUAGACCUUGUGAUGUGGGAGUAGGCCUCAUUGAACUGUGUGAUGCUUGUUCCUGAGAAGGCUGCGCAGGCAAUCACACUGUUAAUGCAUUGUCCUGUUUGUUUUAAAAUUGCUUUUUUUCUGCCACAACAGCAAAAAAAGAACCUGUGAUAUACAAUUAAAAAUGCUAGAACUAAAAACAAACUAACUGAAAUGAACAUUUGACUAAUAAGAUAAUUGAAAGCACAUCAGAAUUUCACUAUAUCUAGUUAAAAAUGCUUAACCCCCCCUUUUUUAAAAAAGAACUACUGCAAGAUGUGUCAUUUAAAUAUGAUUUUUGGGAGCCUAAUGACAUAGGAAGAGCUGCUGCUGGUGCAGACCAAAGGCCCGUCUAGUCCAGCAUCCUAUUGUCACAGUGAAGAAACUCACAAGCAGAACUGGAGUUCAAUAACAAUUCUCACUCCUUGCGAUUCCCAUAAACUAAUGUAGAAGCAGGUUGCCUGUUCCAAUAGUAGAGGUAAAAUAGACUAGAGGCCAAUGAUUGUCAGUGAAUUUUGCCAAUCCUCUUUUAAAGCCAUGCACGUUCAUAGCUCUGUACUGAAUUUUCUUUCCUGGACAGCACAGCAAAAAGUGUACACAAGCCCAUGACCUCAACACUCCCUUUCAUUCUUGCAGAUACAUAAUUUUUAAAAGGUUUACAUGUAGUUUUGUUUCUCAGGGUGGCUUGAACAGUGGGGUCAGUGUGAGCCCUUUCCCUGGAAGUAAUUAUUAUUCCUAGCCCAGGAGAGGGGAGUGCAAAUGAGGCAGGUCUUCGCAAGAAUACUUUGGUGAUUGCAAAGGUUAGAGGUUGUGUGUGUGUGUUGUUUUCUAAAAGUAUGAUUCUAGGUUCAGGACCAACAUUGCGUUGGUCCACUCAUUAGCAGAGGCCCUGUGCCACCUGCAGUUCGGUGACCUUAAUCUGUUCAAAGGCAGCGUUAUAACAUGGAAAAAUAGAUUGCCCAGUAGGGAGCAGAUCAUUAGAAUCAAUUGUCUAGACUGUUUUUUCAGUCAUCCCAGGAAGCUGACAAGUGUGUAACGUGCAACCUGCGCUCUGCAUUCCAUGUAAAGGUCUUAAGAAAGGGUUGCUUGAUCCUUUCUUGCAGAAAUGCAAAGGAGCAGGCAAUGUCGAGGCAACAAAUCAUGAGCACACUUACUUGGGCUUAAACCCAAUUGAGAUCUGUAAGGAACUUACUUCCAUGUAAGCAAGCGUGGGAUCAAACUUCAUCAGGUCCCAGAAAGUGUUCAACCAGAUCAGUACACUGCUGGCUAUCCUUAUGCACCGUUACUUGGAAGUCAUUUGUACUAGCCAAUGGAGACAGUGUCCAGAUGUAGUAAGGAAAACCCAGAAAGAGCCAUGUUGAGGCCAUCUGGUCCAUCAUUCUGUUCUCACAGUGGCCAACCAGAUGCCUCUGGAAAGUCUGCAAACAGGGCGUGAGGGUAAUGGAAACUCUCUCUAUUUGUGAUAUCCAGCAGCCAGUGUCCGGGGUGUGCUGCCUUGGACAGUGGAGGUGGAACACAACCACCAUGGUUAGUAGCCAUUGAUAGUCUUAUCUGAUUUGUCUAUUCCUCUUUUGUGGCCAUCUUGUGAAAGCAGCUUCUGUAGUUUAAGCAUGUGAUGUGUGAAAGUAAAGCUUUCUUUUGUCUCCUGAAUCUUCCUGCAUUCAUGGGUGUGGAGGUCCUAAAAGAGAUCAAGGGAGAUCUGGUCUCUCUCUCCCUCCACUCUAGGGUGCACUCCUUUUUGAUUUGCAAACAGUGAAGGGAGGGGGAGAUCUAGGGUUGCCAUAUUUUGAAGAGCAAAAAAGAGGAUGCUAUGAUGACUCUUAUUUUAAAUACCCCUACUAUAUGUAGGCUAUAGAAGCUUUGAUAUAUUGUUGAGAGGGGUCUGGCAGGAGAAGAGAAGAGGAAAGUAAGUCUUCAACCACCAGUUGUGCCUAUGUCUCAUCCAGAAAGUAUAGCCAGAGAUAUUUUGGCAAGUUAAAAAAAUCCACCCAGACAGAAAUUUCACCCCUGAAAAAGAGGACAUGUCAUGGAAAAAGAGGAGACAUGGCAACCCUUGGGAGCUAUUCCUUGUUCCCACUUACUGCAGUUUGGAGCUCUAGUGCUGCUUUGGAUGGGUAAACUAUUGAAAGGCGGGGAGGUUUUGGAGGUGGUGGUAGGUGAUAGGCCUAUAUUGAGCUCUCUCCAUUGAUGCUAGCACAGUAUAGAAACCAGUUUGCACACGUUUAUAACUGUAAAAAAUAGAAGAAGGGAAACUGAUGGUCAUAUAAGGCAUUCUGAGCUCACCCUAGCUGCAGUACAUUUAUGGUACCAAUAUUCCUUCUUGUGCGUAUAGUCUAGACUGACUUUUGCCAACCUGUUACCGUGCUGGCUGGGGCUGGUGCAAGCUGCAGCCAAAACAUCUGGAAGGUGGCAGAUGGGUGAAGGCUGGUUUAAUAUAAUUACAUUCCACCUGUACUACAUAAACCUCCACUGCCCAGCUGUUUACCCCAGGCAAAGCUCGCUGAGCAUUUAAUAUUCACGUAAGUGAUUUUACAGUGCAUUCCUAUGAACUGCUGCCUGCUUGACGUGCAAAAUUAGUUUAUUACUGCACAGUCAAUGUGAGAGCACUACAGUGACUCUUCCAACUCUCUGGCAGUGCAGGCAAAUCACCCAUUGUUCUCAGGCCUUAUUUCCCAGUGUGGACAGACUGGCAUGUAUUGGCAGCUCUGCGGCAACAAAUUAACCCAGGACUAGAGGCCACCAAAUAUGGUAACAUGGCCGGUGUUAGUUUCGAAUUCCCAAAGCGUUUGUUGGCUUAAUAGGGACAAAAAUGUUUCUUGAAAAAAUAGUCUGGAUUGUUGCAGAGCUUCAAAGGAUACCGCUGAUGUGUGUUACAAAAGAGCUUUUUCAUAGCCAACAGAUGAAGAAAAAAGUGGGUGGUGAUUAGGGAAAGUCAGUGACCGCUAGGUCAAUAUUAACAUCCUUGCCAAAAUCUUGUCAGUCUGCAGUGUGUGAUUUGAUUUCCUUUUGAUUGUCCAAAGCCUUAAUCAGGUGGAGUUUCAGAAUAAAACUGAUGGGCAGCCUCAAUGCAGAUUUACUGGAAGCACAAGACUUAUUUCAGAGUAAAGACAUCUGGUAUCGCAAGGAUUUCGUGCAGCAACUCCUUGGGCUGGGGGUAUUCACCAGUGUGAUGCUCUGUAUUUCUAAGGCAGAUUCUUCCUGAAGCAUUCAAAAUGUAGCAUGUGAACUGAAAUCAGAACUGUGAUUAACCAAAACCCAGGGAGGCAUUUGAAAAUGGAGGGGUUGACAUGGGUUCUCUGCCAAGUUGCACGUUAAGAAGACUAGUUGGAAAGAGUAUAGAGGAUCCAGCAAAACUUGCAAUGGCACAAAUGAGGAAAGUUCACACAAUCACCAGGAGUUAUUAAUAGCACCAGAACUACUGUUGUUAUUAAUGUCACUCUAAAGUGCAUAAUAGCACCUUUGAUGGCACAUAUUGGUGUCUUGAAACAAUGUUUAUGUUACCAGCUACGCCCCACAUGCCAUUUCUACUAUUCUGGAUAUUUGCUUGCAUUUACGGACCCCUGAUGUCUUGGCUUGUGAUUUGUUGUGUUUUGUCUCUAAUGGAAAUAUGCACAAAUUCCCAGUGCUAUAGUGUUUAAUACAGCAAGAAAAUCACAACACUGCUACUCCUUUAUCAGCAAGAGAAACUAUUUGUGGUGUCCAGCCUUGCAAAUAGUAUAAAUUGCACGAUCACUGAAGUUCUGCAUUUUCGCUCCAGAAGUUGGGAGGUUCCAGGAUAUGUCAAUAGUACUGCUGAAUACAUAGGGGCCAAACAUGGUUUUCAAGCUGACAUCACCAAUACACACUUCCUUAUUUUUCUUUUGCCGUUUUCUUCCAUGGCUCUCCAGGCAGGCCUGAUUCGUACAGACAGCGGCGAGUUUUUUAUUGAGCCCUUGGAGCGAGGACAGUGGGAGAAAGAAAAGAAUGGGAGAGCUCAUGUGGUCUACCGUAGGUCUACUGUCAAACAGAGAGCAGAAGCAUACAAGGACCAUCAUAAUGAAGGUAAGUCUUCCUGUUGAGAUGGAUGCACAUUUCCAGCACCGUGUUCAUGGCUCCCACACAUCCAUUUCCAGAUAGAUUUGACACGGAGGCACUAUCUGCUUCCGUAACAGUUCCAGGACAGAAAAAACAUUAUGCCUGAAGAGGGACUCUUGCCAAGGUGGUGUUUGAAAUGUUGUCCAUUUCCCCCCACCAUUUCUCCACAGGAAGCAGAGCUGGAAUCCUGCUUGCUUGCAAAUAAAAGCCUAGUGCUCAUUAGCUUGCUUUUGUCCCUUACUGGGAAAACACACAUUUUCUCUUUCUUAUAUGGAGACUCUGUUUCUCCCUCUUAAACCUUCCAGAUGCUUUGGGAGACCCAGAAAGGCAACCACUAUCUCUAUGUUCAUAUUAUCGGCUCUUUGCUUUGCAUAUUUUCUGUUUUUGUGGGUUGUGAAUCGUAGCUCAUAUACAGUGGAACCUCAGUUUUUGAACGUAAACCAUUCCGGAAGUCCGGUCGACUUAGGAAACAUUUGAAAACCAAGGAUCAAAGGGCGGUCUGCAAAUUUACAGAGAAAAUUGAGAAAAAUACAGUGGUAGCUCAGUGGAAGUCAUUCGUCUUCCGAGGCACGUUUGAAAACUGAAGCAUUUACUUCUGGGUUUUCGGCGUUCGGCUUCCAAAAUGUUUGGCAGCUGAGAUGUUCAAAAGCCGUUGUUUGACUGUACUGCUGUCUUUUCUGCUGUUGGAUUUUUUUUAUGAUUAUAGUCUUGUUUAUUUAUUGAGGAUUUCUAUUUUUAACUUUUUUAUUGUAUGCUAUUUUUGUAUUGGGGGAUGAAUCAAUCAAUCAAUCAAUCAAUCAAUCUACAUGCUUACAUAUAGAAAGCAAAAAGGCAUAGCUUCUUCUCCUUUUAAGAGCUUCAGGGCCUGGCAUCUUUGAGCAGAUACAGUUUUCCCCAGGACUGACACACUGUGAUGGGAGAAGCUUCCUUCUUUCCUGGAGGACAAAGAGAAACACAGAUUGCCUCUGUCAGUCACCAAGAAGUUGUUGCACAUACACAAAAGAGAUUUAUUUGUGUGUGUGACAAAAAUGCUCCAGAAUUCUGCAACCAUAAAAUCCCAACAUAUGCAACUCGUAUUCUUAAGCACUCCCUCUGGGUGGAGAGAGGUCUAGGGAAAGUACUGGUUUAGUGUUCUUUUGCAUGAGAGAGUACUGGAGAUUUACUUUGUCUAACAACUGGUUUUUAUUUACAAAUAUGUAAGCAGAACAUAGUAAAAGCUGACAGCACAACUGCUAAUCCUGCCCCAGGCGCCCCAACCAGCAGCAUGGACCCCUGUGCCCCUUCCAUCUGCUAUACCCAAGCUCAAAGCUCUCAGGUCUUUCCACUUCUUUCUGUGUCCAGAUUCAGAAUGCAAAACUGCUGUUAGCUGUUUCUCUGCCCUUUCAAAACUGACAAUGGUUGAAUUCUGUAAGCUAAGGCCAUCAAGGAAUGUAAAUUCCAGUAUACAUGGCAGGGCAGUACCUGUUCUUAGGCCAACCAAAAUGUCAUAAAAUAGUGUUCAAGAUUUGACAUUUUGGUUGACCUAAUAAAUAGUCUGGCCCUACUAUGUAUUUUGGAUUUUUUUCUUAUGGGCCAGCAUGGCUACCUUUUCCCUGUUUAAGGAGCAUUCAGGCUUUCUGAUCCAAUUCUUGGUCCCCAAAGGCAGUACUUUAGACACAGAUUAUAGUGAUAGCUCGACUCACAGCAAUUAAGAUCGACCAACUGCAUAUAUGUUUCAGUGUGAUGAUAACUUGCAUGCUUUGGCUUGUGGUGUAUGUGUUUUGAGGUUGGUUUUUUGUGUGUUUUUUUGCAGAAUAAUAGAUUUUAGAGACCAGAAUAACUACUGAAAUUUCACAAUUGUGCCAGCAGUAGCUUUUUAACGCCUUUAUCUUUUCUCUCAACUUUCCUAGUUCCAGGCUUUAGCCUAGGUCAGCUCCCAAACACACUGAACCUAAUUGAAGAGCAGGUUGGCGAAGCAGAUCGGAAGAGGCGCCACGCCAAGAAAGACGACUACAACAUAGAGAUUCUGCUGGCCGUGGACGAUUCCGUUGUGCGAUUCCAUGGGAAGGAACACGUCCAGAAUUACGUCCUCACCCUCAUGAACAUAGUGAGGCUCUCUGUUGUUUUAUUUUAACUGUUACAGAUGGGGACUGGAAGGGAGGGCUGCAUAUCCACUAGUCACCUGAGUGUGGGUAUCUGCUGUUUGCAUCGGAUGAUGUAGUUUCACUGUGUGAGUGCACAUAUGUACCCUAGAAGUCUGCGAGGCCGUAAUGGUGCAUAUUGUGAAACCUUCAUGUCUUAUAAUGGCAUUUGAUGUUGUGUUCGAAGGUUUGGGGCCUACCCAAGCGAAGGAUAGUUGGAUUGGCUCAAUGGACAUUUCCCUGUCAGAUUCCAUGGGCUGGGUGGGCGGGAAGGUGGCUGUUGAAGCAGGCAGUUGUUCAGAUUCUCUACAAAGGAAAUCAUGACUCUUGAUGAAAAGGUCUGAUCAACAGUUAGUAGUAACCAACCGUCAGAUCCUUCUGGCACCUCAGUUACUGUUUUCGUGGGUGAAAGCUUUCAGAUGAAGUGAAGCCCCAUUUAAAACUCUGGCUAUAUAUAAUGAAAUUUGCCAGAAGUGACCAGCUAAAAGAUGUUUUGCUUGCAGUUUUACCAGAGGUCAGACUUCAGCAAAUACCAGAGCAGCUUUGGAGUGAUUUCAAAAGAAGUGGUUCCCUUUUUGGAGCAGAGGUUCUAUCCUAGUAUCAACAAUGACAACAGAUGUCAUCGUGCUGCUAGGAUGGAUGCUUUUAAUUAAUGUUUGCCAGAGAGAUGAACUCCAUGUCGUAUUAGGGACCCGAGCAUUCACCUUAACUUGCCCCUCAGAUUUAUCCGCCAUUUUAUACGCCAGCUGUGUUUUAGAACUAUUCUGCAUAAACGAUGUGCUUCUACAUGUGCAGAAUGGUUUGUUUGCUAUUGGUUCAUCUAUUAUUAUUAUUAUUAUUAUUAUUAUUAAUAGUCAAUUUAUUAGUUGCUUGCCCUAUAAAGGAUCCUCCAAGUGACUUACAACCAUUUUAAGGGCACAAAGCGCAGCAUAAAAAGAACAAUACAUUGCAUUAAAAAUCAUUCAAGAACUUGUAAAACAGACCCAGUAAAACAAUAGCAAAAAACAUAAACAGGAAAAACCAUCAAAAUAUUAAAAUAGUAACUUUGUCACAUGGCAAAACGUAAAUGCAAAGACGUCUCGUCUCCCUAUAAACUUGAUGUUUUAAAUGAGGUGCUUUGGAAACCUUCCCCUUUCAGGUGCACCAAUUUGCUCCUUAAACGAACCCAAGUUGUAGAGAAGCGAAGGGGUUUCCGUCACUCCCUGACCUUGUGCUUGCCCCUCCUGUGCAACUGGGUGUCAUGCAUGAUGUCAUUUCCCCCCAGCUUCUAGGGGACGGCAUGAGAAGCUUGAAAUUGUCAGGUUUAAUCAAAAGCUUCAUUUUCAACCCCAUUUCAUGGUUUAUACUCAGCAGGGAACGCUUUUCACUCUGUGAAUGUUCAGGAUGCUGGGUUUGGGGGGGGGCGGCGGGGGGCGGGGAGGAGUGGAAGAGAGGCAGCUGCCUUUUCAGAUGGAAAAAGGCCCAUUGGAGAGCUUAAUGAGAUAGAAGAAAAGAUCGGUAAAAAGGAGAAAACAUGACCUCUGUGGGUAAGAUGCAAAACGAAUAGCUUGCUAAAGCAUUAUUUCCUUCGCCAGCCUCCAGGCAGACCCUUUUUCUCUCCAUCCUCUUUGUCCCUUCUUUUAGUUCUGACACUUUCUUUUCGUACCCUUGUCAAGUCUCCCGGCACUUGGUGAGCAACACCCACCAUUUAAGGGCCUUGUCUGCUAGUUAUCCAUCAUUGCUGGUGACAUUUCAGAGGCUUCUCUUUAGACUGGACUCCCACCGCGCCACCAUGCCACUCGGGGGGCCUCUCACUUCAAAAGGUGUUUUGGCCUAGACCGCUUCCCAAGCAGUAGUCCCCCACCCCACCCCACACGCAAUUUGACAAGUCUCGCUCUCUUCUCAAUACUGUUACAAUAGUCCCAAAAUGUGGCUGAGGUGGAAUAAAAUUAAGGGGAUGCAAGCAAACUCCCCAGGGAGUAAGAGAACUAUUUGUUUUCAAUAAGUCUUGUGGGUUUUUAGCUGCCUUUUGCCUACAACCUUAUGUACAUCGCUGGGAGAUAUUUGUGGUUAAGCAGUCUAUAAAUCUUUCUAAAUAAGUGGGAAGCCAACUUCCUUCUAUUUUUUAAAUGCCACACAACUGAGAACCAGAUUCUUUUAGUACACUAACAGCCAACAACCAUCUUAACCUCAAGGGGUUGCUUCUUCCCACACUUUUCUAGGAGGUCUCCCUGCUCCAAAUACAGUGGUGCCUCGCAAGACGAAAUUAAUUCGUUCCGUGAGUUUUGUCGUCUUGUGAUUUUUUUCGUCUUGCGAAGCACGGUGUCGGGAAAGUUUUGGAAAAGCUUCAAAAAUCACCAAAGUCUUUAAAAACCUCAAAAAAGGCUACCACACCGUAGUUCUAUGAGUUGCUCCUCGAAGUCAAGUCGCAACUGUAUUAACGGUGUUAAGAAAAAGGAAACAAACUUGCAAGAUAUUUCCGUCUUGCGAAGCAAGCCCAUAGGGAAAAUCGUCUUGCGAAGCAGCUCAAAAAACACUUUCGUCUAGCGAGUUUUUUGUCUUGCAAGGCAUUUGUCUUGCGAGGUACCACUGUAUUAACUCUCAAGUCAUCCACGGCACAGGAACAUAGGAAGAUCAGCUGCCUUAUACUGAGGCAGGUCAUUGGCCCAUCUAUCUCAGUACUGUGCAUAUUGAUUGGUAGAAGGGUUCUCAUAGUAAUCUAUCCCAGCUCUAUUUGGAGAUUUUGGGAAUAGAACCUAGAAUGUUUUGCAUGCACAGUAUGUGCUCUUAUCUCUGAGUGAAGGCCCUUCCCCAAUAAUACUUCUGUGUAUUCUUUCCCACAGCUUCAAGUUUCUUCCUUUGUUUGAUACAGUUAGAUCAGCUGGCAGAGGGGCAGGUUGGUGAGUGGCAACCAGGGUGUGAACCUCCUUAUCUGGAGGAGGUAUUCUUUGCUGUGAAAAGAAUGCAGGAAACCUUUGUUUUAAUGGGUGUUUGGAACAGUGAGCCCGAAUUAAUGGGGUGUUAAACCAACUGCUGAUGGUUUGUGACUUGUUUUAUUACUGCUUUUAGCUGCUGUGUUGUUGGAUAUUUUGCAUUUUUAGUUGCCAGCAGGGAGGGGGCCUUAUCAUUUGGUCUUUUACGAGGCUUGUGGGAUGGAAAAAUUUCGUGCGCUUUGGAUACUUUAAAUUGUCCUGCAAAUGCUGAAGUCUUGUGUGCAGAGGAAGAAACCAUUGCAGGAAGGAGACUUUGACGUGUGGAGUGGAAGAUGGGAGGACGCCGCAGGUUAGCUCUACUCAGAAGCAGCCUGUUUCCUUCUUAAAUCGGAAAUAGGUUAGAGGAAUGCACAGCUGAGCAGAAUGCCCUUGUGCUUUUGUGGGGUGGGUGACCCGGGGGAGCAAGGCGGUGUUCAGAGUUCAUCAGAAAGGAAUACAAAAGGGAGCCAUGCCAGCAGCUAUAAAUCACAGCCUGACCAAGACCACACAAAUGAACACUAAUCCUGUUAGUUCAAGGCAAGGCUGAAGAGGGAGAGCCUUGGCGAAGCUCUUGUCAGAUUGUAAGAAGAAAGGAUUUGAUGAACUGGUAGCUUGGGUGAGUAGAGAGACCACAGUGUUAAUGGAGAGAGAGAGAGCAAGGCUGUCUUAAGGGAGAACCAAGUCUGUCUCAGAAGUCUUUUGACAGGUUUGAGAUACAAUACACUGUGUAUUAUUUUAGCCCUCAAGGGCUAAAUCCCGCAUGGGAUAUACUCUUAUAUAGGGCUGCCUUGAAUGGAAUUGAGCUGUUUUCCUCAACUGGAAACGCCCUGAGAUUUUAAAGGGUUGAGCUUAUUUCAGUUGUUUGUAAGAUGUAUCCUAAUUGCGUUUUCUUAAUGGAAAACGGAAGUUCCCUAUAUUGAAACAGUUCUAUCAACAUAGGGAUGAAGUGUGUCUUUUGCCCAUGAGCUGUUUAUGUGGAAAUGAAGUCUAUAUUUAGGACAGGAUGAUGACUGGAUACUCGUGUACAUCUGUGUUGCCAUGGAUUCAUUUUCCUCUUAUUAUUGUAAACAAUAUUUGUUUCUUUAGCAGCUUAGGCUGUCAAUGAAUCAUUUAAGUUCAAGCUGUUGUGAUGAUAUAAUAUAAAAAGUUGGCUUUAAAAAUAAAGUGUAUUCCUGUUAGCGCAGUUUUAAGACUGCAAUACUGUACACACCUACUGUUGAACAUAGUAGAGCUUGCUCCUGAGUAAACAAGCGCAGGACUGCACUGUAAGAAAUGUAAACCAAGUAAACGUUCAGAUAUAUUGAACUUUAUGAAAACCAUUUAAAGUGCCUUAUGCUGUUUGCAGCAUAAACAUUACACUGAUUGCACAGAUUUCCCCAAAAAACAUUUUGUUCAGUUUUUGGGAUCUCCCUAGAAUUUUAUCUCUGGUCUGUGACUGUAAUAAAUUGAUUCGUUCAUUCAUCUUUCUAGAAUUCUGAAGAUCCAAGCGUUCUUUUAUAAAGAAUAAUGACACAAAGGAAGUGUCUAGCCUUCAUGAAUGCAAUGAUACGCAACAAGACUGAGCACACAAAAUAUCAAAUGGCUGAAUAUGUGAGGCCAUGGACAGUAUGUGCAUAUGUGUUAACUGCUUUUAAAAGCCAGCCUUAUAAAAAAGUGUGGAGUCUCAAAAUUGAAUUCAUGGGCACCCUAGAUGGGACAUGAAUUUGGUGAAUGUGCAUAGGAGGUAAGGAAAGCCAGAAGACGAGUGAGAUUCUCUAGCCACGUGAACAUUCAGGUUCUUUUAGAUUCUAACUCAAACCUGAAAGCAACUCAUAUGCACAGCCUUAGCAUGUGUUGGAACAGAGUGGGUAGAAAUUUGUGGGAGUUCUGCAUUCUUUGGCUACAAAGCCCAAGGGGUGGAGUAAGAGGUGCACUUUAGCGGUAGAACCUACCAUAUUCUUCAGGUAGCGUUGGGAGUGUCCCUUGUCUGAAAUCCCGGAAAAUCGCUGACCAUUGGUGUAGACAGUACUGAGCUGGCUGGACCCAAUGGUCUUACUUGGUGUAAGGUAGAUUCCCCAUGUUCCCUGGACAUUUUUGUUCAUCUGUUGUGUUUAUGGAGUGGUUCUCAAAGAGAGUGGUGGCAAGUGUGGCGGGAAGAUUCAAGGACAACCGAAGAAACAUUUAAACAUUCCAGUCUAAUGUAGUAUAGGAUAGUGCCAAAGUUUUAUUUUAUUUGCAGAAUAUGGAUAGAUAUCUUCUCGAAAUGAGAGCAAGAGGGAAUGAUUCAUGUUCUUAUGUAGCUCUGCAUUGUUUUACAGUAUACUUUCUGGAUGUCCCAUGAUCGUAUUAUAAAGUAGUUGUGUUCAUGUUUUAACAAAUGAAGCACUGACAGGAGUUGUUUCUUUUUGUUUUCCAAUUUUGUACGCCUUAUCGAUAAAAGAUUAGGUGUGGCACGAGCAAAUUUUUAUUCUGAAAGUGUGGCCCAGGGGAAAAAGUUUGAGAACCACUGCGUUCAUAGAAAGUGCAAAAGAUUCCUAAUCUGCAACCUUGCAGUGCUGCUUUUGUCAUUGAUGGUUGCUUCCAUGUCCCAAUGGUUACUCUUCUCCUUGCUGGUAUUAAUAAUAAUAAUAAUAAUAAUAAUAAUAAUAAUAAUAAUUUAUUUAUACCCCGCCCAUCUGACUGGGUUUCCCCAGCCACUCUGGGCAGCUCCCAACAGAAUAUUAAAAACACGAUAAAACACAAAACAUUAAAAACUUCCCUAAACAGGACUGCCUUCUGAAGUCAGAUAGUUGUUUAUUUCCUUGACAUCUGAUGGGAGGGCAUUCCACAGGGCGGGGCGCCACUACCGAGAAGGCCCUCUGCCUGGUUCCCUGGUUCCUUCUCGCAGUGAGGGAACCGCCAGAACGGUUAAGAAAUAUUAAGCUCCCGGCACUUAAAAAGGACAAAGCUCUUUCCCCCAGUGAUCCUCUACGUGGGGCUGGAAGGUGGGGGAGGCCCUUGAGGCAGCUGUCUGUGAGCCUGCUGGCUUUUCAUGAGGAGGACUCACUAGUUCCUGCCACCUUAAUCUGAUUAGAGGGAGAAAAUCCUUCCCACCAUAUUCUAACAACGAGCUGGGUUCAGAACUGUAACAGUUACCAUUUGGCACUAAUGAGGUGGCCUGAUUAUCUACUGUGGCCCAAACAUUGGCUUUGGAGAUGCUUAGAGACCUAUCCAAGAGCAAUGGGAAGAAUGUUACAUGCAGGCACUUAGAAUAUAUUACGCUGCUGUUGGCUUGAUUUGGCUGAUGUUAGUUAAAAUGGCAGUCGCUGUUGGUUUUAAAAAAUAAAUAUGAGAAACAUUAAAAACAGCAAUCUUGUACUGCAGAGGUGUUCAAUCUUUUCGGUCCACGGCUCCCUUGACCAACUACAUUCUUUCUGCGGCACCCCUGUGGGGCUCAGGACCCCAGUUAUGUCACCCCUUGCCUGUAGAGCUGGCAGCUCCUUACCCCUUUUCAAACACUCUCCCUUGUGGAGUGUUCCCUCAGCCUCCUCUCUCUCCCCCUCCUUGAGAGUCCUUUGGACAGCUGUAGCUGCUGCCUCUGGUUUCUGAGUUGCCCCACCCCUGCCCCAAAGACAGGUGCCUCCUCCCACUGCUCCACAGGGGUCUGGGAAGCAACUUCUGACCAGCCCCAGAGGCACCAUUCUCCUGGGGAGCUUGUAGCCAGGGCUGCUGCAACAAACAGCUGAGCAAGCCUUGGGGAGGCAGCGAUGCAAGAGGGCAUCCGAGGAGGGAUGGAAGGAAAGAGGGAUCCAGGCCAAUGUUGCCCGCAGCACCCCUGACCAUCAUUCAAGGCACCCCAGGGUGCCACGAUGGACUGUUUGAAAACUACUGCUGCACUGUAAACUUUGUGAUACUGGAUCUUUGGAGACAUCCAUUUGUUCCUCUGUUAUCAUUAAUUCUGUGCCCCAGAUUAGUGGGUUUAUUUUAGCAUGCCCAGCUCAGAUUCUCUGCAAAAGAUGUUUCCUCACUGCAGAGAAGCAAUCAUGUUCAGGCUGUAGAACAUACACAUAGCCCCACCCCUCUGCACACAUCUGCACAUACACCAAGAUAUCCCUUUCAGUCCAUUGUAUGGACUGGAUAUCUUCCUAUGGGGUCUUAAGGGAGCAAUGUGUGUAAAGCAGGCAUAGGCAAACUCCAGCCCUCCAGAUGUUUGGGACUACAAUUCCCAUCAUCCCUGACCACUGGUCCUGUUAGCUAGGGAUGAUGGGAAUUGUAGUCCCGAACUCCUGGUGGGCCAGACUUUGCCUAUGCCUUUCAAAUGCAGUUGUGGCCUGCUUUCCAUAAAAACAAGACUUUGACUUUUUCUUGAACCAUAUGUGAAGAAAAGAGAUCUCAAACCAGAGUUGGAUUUUUCUUCUUCUAAACAGCUGGGUGCACAAUUACGUUUUCUGUUCAUCAGUUACAGCUGACUCCUUGUUCUUGGGCCUUCAUAUCAAACAAUAUCACAUCGCUUAUCACAGAAUCCCCUGCAAACAUUUGUUGCACUGUUCCUUGUUCUCUGUCCUCAUUCUGUAAAAUAUAUGUGCUUCUGUCUUGCGUUAUCUCCGCCCCACUCUGCUAUUCAUUCUUCUCAGAGAUGGAUCUCCCUUCCACCACAACCCUUGCUAAAGCUUUCUGGAUUGUCUAGGAAAGAGAACCACGGUGUACAGAUUGAUGGCAUCAUUUUUCCUCCUAGAAGGCAAUGGCUGCUAUGUUUUGAUAUAGAUGUGCUGACUGCUGCAUUGUGGGAGACGGAAUGGUAGCUGGCCAUCCUGGAAAGACUGUUCUCCCCCACCCAAACAAGUUGAAUAUAUGUUUUUAAAGGCACAGCAGGCAGCAAAAAGAGGCAGGCCUCCCAUCAAACUUUUUGGGGUGUUUCCCACCUCACCCCCCCCCAUUCUGACACCAAAUGUGCAUUGUUUAGGCAACAAAAUGCCUUUACCCAAACCAUUUUCACCCACUGCAAGUGCUGGUAGCUGGGGAGCAGCAAAGAGCUGAAUUUAGAACUGGUUUAAGAGGAGACGGGUUAGGUAAAAUAAGAAGCUCCUGGAUUAAAAGCAUACCGCAUUAUGUUAAAAUGCAACUUAAUCCCAAAGCUAGCGAUAUUUUCCAGACGGGGAAUGCUCUGCGUGAUGUGUGGCACAAGACCUUGUUUGGCAAGGAACAGAUAUUGGCUGCUACAGUGGAGAUGAAAUUGCUGCUGCCAAAGGGAGAGGGAGGAAAAAAACCACAGAAUUGGAUUGGGGGGGGGGUUGGUUGGUGCGUGUGUCUUUUAUGUAGCAAGCAGAGGGACAUUAGAACGAUGGAUUUAGCAGCUGGGUUGCAAGUUUUGUUUAUUUAGCUAAUUGUUUCAUUGAAACAAUUUGCAAGACUCUCCCAAAAUUAUCUUCAUCCUUCCCCAAGGCACAUAACUUUUAUUGCCUAUACAAGAGUGGAAUAGAGAGAAGGAAAAGGGUCACUGCAUGUCAAUUGGAGAUGAAGAGGUCACUUACUGUAAGUAGGAGCCUCACUUCAUCAGGGACACAUCACAACAUGCUUCAUGGGAACCCCCAUAAUAGCAUCUUGGGGUCAGGAAAUGUGCCAUGAAGUAAGCUAAGUAGCUUGUAUGCCAGGCAACCUUCCUUUUAUUAAAUCAGCUUAAGGUUGCAUAAUAUUCCAGUACUCUGGCCAAUCCAAGUGGCUUUGCUUCCAGGGCUAAUUGACAACUGAAUGUUUCAUUCUGGUGGCAUGGAAGCCAUCUUUGAAAGUGACCCAGCAGCACGGGGCUACAAGUACCUUCAGGAAAUGGGAAGUACAGUUUUCAAUAAGGGAGUAAGUCAUAAUACCUUUUUAGCAUUUCCCAGUCAGUCAUUGUUCAGUCGUAAGAGCUAUUAUUUUUUAUUAUUCCUGUGGCAUAAGUUAAGUUCUUCCUCCCCCCAUCAUUCUACCCUGUUCUAGCAAAAUGAUUUGCCUUUAAUUUAUUACAGUGGCACCUCGGGUUAAGAAUUUAAUUCGUUCUGGAGGUCCGUUCUUAACCCGAAACUGUUCUUAACCUGAGGUACUACUUUAGCUAAUGGGGCCUCCCGCUGCUGCUGCCACUGCGCGAUUUCUGUUCUCAUCCUGAAGCAAAGUUCUUAACCCGAGGUACCAUUUCAGGGUUAGUGGAGUCUGUAACCUGAAGCGUCUGUAAUCUGAAGUGUCUGUAACCCGAGGUACCACUGUAAUUUUUUUAAAAAUUGCAUCUCAUUCCCCCCCCCCAUUUGAAAGAAAAUUCUCCUGGUUAGCUAUCGAGUGUUGUUGGAGAUCUUGAUGGCUUUGUGACAUUUUUGUUGGUUGGAUUCUGCUAUUAAAGCUUAAAUAUCUUUUCUCUCUGUGUGUGAGCUUAAUCUGUUCGUUAGAAGGAUUUGUGCCAAGUAGAUUCAUUAGUCAAAUCUUUCUCAACUUACUGCAAGUGGGGAUUAACGGUUUUGCUGGCUCUGGAGUGCAACUUCCCCUCCAACCUUACUUGUGUGACCUCCACUUUACCCCCUUUAUGUAGCGCAAAGUUUUCCCUUACCUUGGAGUGAUGAAUUGCCCCCGUGAAACAACACGUGAAGCUUUUCACAGGUCUGAAUAUCUUUGCACAGAUGUAAUUCGCUCAGGACUAAGCUACACAUUACAUAAAUUGUGUGGCUCAAAGCCAUACCGUGGGAUAUGUUUUUUUUAAAUAAAAACAUUAACCUAGGUGCAACCCCCUCCAAUUUUCAUUGGGACCAUAGAAAGAGGGCAGGUUUAUCUCCUCCCCCUCCAGUCACAAACCUGAUGAAAGUCCUGCUCCCCACUGGUGCCAAUGCAGUUAGCUUUCCCCCCUAAAUCCAACUGCUGUGUUUUGAAGUGAGGGGAAAUUUUCAUCAAGGUCCACACCCCACCCCACCCCCAGGAUCACAGUUGGGAAGGAAAGGGGUAAAGCUCACGUCCACAUAUGCUACUCUUUCUAGGAAAAUUGGGCCCUAAACCGAGCAGCUAGACUGGUGACCAUAUAACACUGAUCCUGAAAGACCUACAUUGGCUCCCAGUAUGUUUCUGAGCACAAUUCAAAGUGUUGGUGCUGACCUUUAAAGCCCUAAACGGUCUUGGCCCAGUAUACUUGAAGGAGCAUCUCCACCCCCAUCGUUCAGCCCGGACACUGAGGUCUAGCUCCAGGGGCCUUCUGGUGGUUCCCUCACUGUGAAAACUGAGGAAUCAGGGAACCAGGCAGAGGGCCUUCUUGGUGGUGGUGCCCACCCUGUGGAACGCCCUCCCACCAGGUGUCAAGGAAAUAAACAACUAUCUGGCUUUUAGAAGACAUCUGAAGGCAGUCCUGUUCAGGGAGGUUUUUGUUUGAUGUUUUAUCAUGUUUUUAACAGUUAACGUAAUUUGCAUUUUGAUGCUUGGUUGCACUGUUUUCAGAGGUACUGUUUUCUCCCUUGUUUCACCUGCUCAAUGCUCAGCCCAGACCUGGUGGGAUCUGGUGCAGAGGGGGACUUGAUGGGACCCACUGCAGUUUCCAGACAGUCCUUGUCAAAAUCAGGACCCCAAAUGGCCAGUAACCCCCAGAUAAUGCUAGAUCACAUCUGGGGUAGUAUUUGGCAGUACCCUCAACCAUUUUUUAAAAAACAAAAACAAAAAACAACCCUCCAUAUUUAUUCUAUGCCAUUGUUUUAACCAUUUGCCCUUGUCAUGGUUCCAAGCAAUAUCUGGCUUCCAACUUGCUGUUUUGCAAGAGGAAACUUAAACAUGGUUAAUAAGAAAGCCAGUUCAAACCAAGCUUGUCCUGCUUUGAAGGCAAUCUGUAAUCAUGAUUUAGGUAGUUAAUCUAUAUGUUAAGCGUUGUUUCUCAGUGGAACCUGAUUAGAAACAUAUUUUCAGAACAGAUGGACGGUGCCCAUGAUGAUGGUGGAGUUAAUAACAUUGGUGUGUCCUUCUGAUGAAUGUCUCUUAGAGACCUUCUUAAUGUCCCUCUUUCCGUGUGUCCAUUGCACCGAUCCUGCUUACCCAACACCUACAUGCCAUGUGAGGAUUUUGACUAAUGCAGAGACCCAUCAGUGGUAUGACUUCAUUCCUUGAGGACCACCUGCAAGUUCCAGUCCUUGCCUCCGAAACGAAACUUCCUUUUGGUCCUUGGCAGACUACAAUCUUAGGAGACUCACUGGUGGUUCUCUGUCCACCUCUUUGUGUGUAGAUCAAUUUGUUUCUCUCUCAUGUUGCUGAAACCGUGACUCAGAAUUAGAAUGAGAAAGGGCUUUCCCUUGCUUUUGAGAAACCUCACUUCCGUUGUCAGGAGCUUGGAAGCGUUGGAUGCACAAACUGUCUCAAAAGCCCCAAGAGUGAUGUUUCCACGCCAUCUGUUUCCAUGCUGUCUGGCCCUUUUAAAAAUAAAAGUUUUAAAAAAGCUUGAACGGAGCAGUUCUUUGUUACACGCAGAUGUUGCCUUGCUACCUGCGUCUACAUAUAGCAGCAGAUAUAUUACGGUAAAUCUCCCCUCCAAGCAGUAAAAAAUCUCAUCUGGGUGGAAUAGGAACAAGUGUACAACUUGUUGCUGCCAGCACAAACAGCUCUGCUCUUCCACUUAGAGCUGGCUUGACCACACUCCAGAACACUUUGCGAUCUCUCUCUCUCUGCGCGUAACUAUCUCUCCCAUUAACUGGGAGAAGAAUAGGCAUAGAUUGGUUUCGCCCAUCCAACUCCGCUUCAGGCUGAAUUCAGAUGGUGUGCAUGUACAGCAAAUGACUUAACCCCUUGGAGAGGUGAGGAAAGAAAUUUGCUUAACAAUUCUGAGCAAGACAGAGUUCUUCCACUUGGCAGUUGACUUGUGUUUGCUUUGCUUAAUGUUUAAAGGCACAUAGUUUUGCACUCUCUCUCUCCUGUCUUCCCUCUCAUUCAGUCCUCAUUCUUUCCCCCUUUCCUUGGCUUGGGCUGAGGCCAACCCAUUUUCUUGAGGUUUUGUUUGUGAGCUGCCAAAGUCAUGCUGAAGCCACUUCAGGUCAGCUCUGCCUGGUUCAGAGACGAGCUGGCAUGCUCACUGCUAGUGAAAUAUUUGGUAGUGACAUUCCCGCUCCACAUACAGACAAUAAAUUUGUAUCUCAAAGGCAAGGAGGUUGCUCGUAUGCUUUUUCUGCUAAUAGUUAUUACUGAUUGUAGCCAGACUCAUUGUGCUAACGCUUUCUAUUGCUAAGUAUCUUAACUCUCUCUCUAUAACUAUGUGCAAGGGGUAGGCAAUGCGAUGCCCUUCUGAUGUUGCUAGACUACAACUCUUCUCUUCCCGGACAAUUUGCCAUAUGGCUGGGGCUGAUGGGAACUGGAGUUUGACAAAAAUCUGCUGCAGGGUAGCUACUGAAGGAUUCACAUGCCUUAGGAACUGCUUCCAGCCUAUCUUCUGCUGUAGCCUCCAACCCUAACCCAGAAAGAUGUCAGCAGAGCUGUCAACUACCCGCAUGCUGCUUUAAGGCGCACCUGUUAGCAUCUAGGUACAGACAGCAGUUGGCUGCUUAAUGCCAGCUUUGUCAUUACUAGUCCUUUGGAGGAAGAAGAGAUGGAGAGUCUACAUUCCGUCCCUCCCUCCAAAUCACAAUUGGUCCUGUCUCAGCCGAUACAGCUGGCCAUCUGCUCGGAGUUGCACACACAGUUCCCAGUCCAGUGCCAGGAACAGUUUUUGCAGGAACAGUGUGUGCAGUCCCAGUUUCUGAUGCAGUGAUCCAGCAGUGGGACUCAUGCACCCUUUUUGUCCAUGCAUUUUCCAUUCUAGGAAGCAAGGAGUGCAUAUGCAUCAUCUUCUCUAGAUCUGUGCAUCUGUAUUAUUAUUUGUGCAUCUGUAUUAUUAUUAUUCAAGGGACGCGGGUGGCGCUGUGGGUAAAACCUCAGCGCCUAGGGCUUGCCGAUCGCAUGGUCGGCGGUUAGAAUCCCUGCGGCGGGGUGAGCUCCCGUCUUUCGGUGCCAGCUCCUGCCCACCUAGCAGUUUGAAAGCACCCCUAAGUGCAAGUAGAUAAAUAGGUACCACUUUAUAGCGGGAAGGUAAACGGCGGUUCCGUGUGCUGCGCAUGGUCUGGCUCGCCAGAGCAGCUUCGUCACGCUGGCCACGUGACCUGGAAGUGUCUCCGGACAGCGCUGGCCCCCGGCCUCUUAAGUGAGAUGGGCGCACAACCCUAGAGUCGGACACGACUGGCCCGUACGGGCAGGGGUACCUUUACAUUAUUAUUAUUAUUAUUAUUAUUAUUAUUAUACCCCAGCCACUCUGGACAGCUUACAGAAUUGUACCGAGGUAGUGGUUGUUACACCAUUUAUGUACUCAGAGGCACUUCCUUUGAUAUGGGUGAGUUUGGCUAAGGUAGCAUAGGAAAUGGAGCCCUUCCUAGGUUUGGAAGACCUUGCAGCAAGAGGACUGCUAGAGCCUGAACUUUAUUCUAGAUUUUUUUAUAUUGAUACGUACUGAGGGGGUGUGGAAGAUUGUGGUUCUGGGUUUCCGCUUUGUGAAUACUUUUUCAGCCAUCAAAAUGCGUCCAGUUCACAUAUUUAUUCAUAGUUUGGGAAAUUAUGAUAGUGUACAGGGAAAAUAUCUCUGUCUCAGAUACUUGGAAAAUAUUUAAAUCAUCUUGUUUGCUUGCUGGUUAUUAAUCGUGACUCCUUUCCCAAAAAUGGAAAACCCCAUUUCUGUUUUACAUAUGAUAUGGUAGUAAAUAAUGAUAUCAUGUAGUCUUGGAAGGAAAAAAACCCUACUAAAUUGGGCCAGUUUAGAACUCUCUGUUGUCUGUUUGCAUUUAGACAGCUAAGGGAACAGACUGGGAGGAGGUCCUACAGGGCAUGUGUUUUACCUCAGUGUUGUCUAAGGAGGGCCUAAUCUGUGCUCAGCAACUGAAGUGUAGGCUUCAUUUGCCCAGUGUGUGUUGCUUGCCCCUCUGCCAUGGUUGUAGGCCCCAGAACAUUUUUAAGGCCAGUAGUGGUGAAAGGGGAUGGGGGUUUGAGGAGUUCACAUGGAAACAUUUUAUGGGGUGGGUGGAUUAGCCAGCAUUACUGUAGGAGCAACUGAUCUGUGCCCCUCUGUGUGGCAAAGAGUAGGGCAAUAGGGUAAUAAUUGAUGUAGGGAAAUAAUUUGCAUACAUGUGUGUGAGAAGAGAGGGAAAGAUUUAGCCUCUUUCUCAUCCGCUCCACCAAUGAUGGGGUUGAGGAGUGGUUCGGGAACCUGAUUCAUGUUCCUUUCAACUUUUCCCUCCAAAACGACUAGUAGACAUCCAGUUUCUCUGUGAGGUGCAAAUGUGUCCGGAUGUGAACAUUUUCCUUUUAGCUGGAUGAAUUCCACCCACUCUUUGGCCAUUCGUUUGAAUCUGCUGAAUGUUUGCAGGAUGUUUCAUGGCUGAUGAACUCCUAGUGGGAAAUCCAGCUGUUCUCAGUUCCACUGGGUGAUAUCAUCACCACCAUCUAGCCUUCUGUCUUUAUUUGAACAUUUUGUUUAUUCAAGAUUGGUCUUUUAUGGUAGAAGAAGAUGUUCCUUCAGCACCUGGCACUGUAGCUGAGGGGCAGAACAGGAAAAGAGGGGAAAUUAUUAGCAAAGUUUACACGUUGCUACUGAGAAUAUUUCCCCCCCAAUGUAUUUGUUUGUUAAAUAUUUAUCUCCUGCUACAUCUCGACUUCCUUUUCUGUAGAAGACUGCAAUGCCUCCUGUAAUCUUUCAGAAACAUUUUCAUGGGUGUUUUGAGAUAGGCAACAAGGGAAUGAAGUCUAGCACAGGGAGGGCUAAUCUUUAUUGCACAAAUUCUUAAUGCAAGGGGAGUCGGGGCAAGUUCUCUUUCAACUCGGGAGUAGCCAAUGUGUUGUCCUCCAGACAUCAGCCCUGACCAUUGACCAUGCUGGAUGGGUCUGGUCAGAGCUGGAAUCCAACAAUCUUUGGGGAGGGCACAGCCUUGACUAUCUCUGCUCUAAUAUAACAGGUUUUCCCUCUUCCAGUGAUGUUAAUGGAAGGUUAUUCUCACCUUUCUCCCUUCGCAAUUCCCACAGCGCAUGCUAGGUUCCUGCUUACAAAUGGAGGACUCCUAUAGAGACAUACUAAAUGUGUAUCAGGUCAGGGAAGAAGAGGCAGGGAGGGCAGUGAAAGAAGCAGAAAGAGGAAAAAGCUUUGGUGAGACGGCGUACAAGUCAUUCCGUGUUUAUUCAGCAUUUGAUCCAGGAUCCAUGGCAGGAAUUUGUUUGCAUGUGUGUGAGUGUGAAAAGUGGAAAGAUGUAAACCACCACAUAAGUUUCUAUUGGAAGGUGAUACAAAAAUUUGUGUUUGUGUAAGUAAAUGAAUAAAGACUGGGCCCUAUUUGUAUCUCAUAGGCAUAAAAUGUUUCUUGGAUAAUAUUUUCACAAUGCGCCCUUUAUUUGCAUCAGUGUGUCCCAAGCUUGUGUCUCCAGCUGCUUUUGGACUACAAUUCCCAUCAUCCUCAAUCACUGGUCUUGCUAGCUAGGGGUGAUGGGAGCUGUAGGCCAGAAACAGCUGGAGACCUAAGCUUGGGAAACACUGGUCUACAUUACCCUUUCUGCUGUGCAAGAUGCCACUUUGCGUGACACCAUUGGUGGAUAAGCCAUUAUUAUUAUUAUUAUGAGUAGUAGUAGAAAUAAAUUUAUAACCUGCCCUUCUUCCCACACGAGCCCAUUAUAGGGUGAUUUCUUUAUUGGUAUUUAUGUGCCAAAGCAGCCUUAUGUGUCUUUGCGUAGCAAGAUACCAAGCUACCGUGUCCUGAGAGGGAAACACGCUUAAUAUCUUUUCAGCCUAGGGUGGCCUCUUUGCUGCUGCUUCAUUUGUUCUAUUAGUUUCUCUCACAAAGGCCCCAGUCACCCUCCUUGCAACUAGAUUCAGACCAAGGGAAACCAGGUCAAAACAGCAACUCCUCUUGAAGUCCUCAGGUAGAAAUGGGGGUUACUUUCUACAAAAGUAGAGCUGAGGUUGUAAGUAAUAAUCACUGUGCUGCUUUGAGGAUGAACAAGGUGAGGGUUGAACCAUGCUUCAUACUCAGAACGUGAUGCAUACUUUUUAACCUGUGGCUUUUUUUUGGUAUUCCCUCCCCCUCCCCCUGGCUCCCUAGGUAGAUGAAAUUUACCACGAUGAAUCAUUGGGGGUCCACAUCAACAUUGUGCUGGUUAGAAUGAUCAUGGUGGGAUACAGACAGGUAAGUUAAUAGUAGCUUUUCUUUCUAAUGUAAUAUAUGUGCAGGCCUGUGCUUUAGGCAGAGGAAGUAAGACGUUUGCAAACCAGUUUACAUGGUUUUUCUGUACUAGCUGUUCUCUAAUUGGCCAAGUGUUAACAUCCCUCAUGCCAGAAAUAAUGGGUGCUGAACCUUUGGCCAUACAGGUGUUAUUGGACUGCAGUACCCAUCAGCUUCAUCCAGCAUGGCCAGUGGUCAAGGAUGAUGGGAGAUGUAGUCCAACAACUUCUGGAGGGCCAAAGUUUCCCUAGUCCUGCUCUGCUGGGUGGAUUAUAAGAGACUGUGGGCAUUGGGGAGGUGGUAGAGAGAGGGCAGUAGAGAGAACAACAACAGAUUUAAUGGAAAUCUGUACUUUCAGAGAACUGGCAUGAUGUAGCCUUGGGGGAACUUAUCACUUCAGGCCACAUAUAGGAGAUCUAAUGUGUUGGCUGUUAUCCAUAUUCUUAAAAAUAAAAAGUAGAGGAGAAGACUGAGCAAACGUAGGGCUCAGAUGCUAGGGAAAGGCUUGAUAAAUGUGGAGAUUGCUUGUCAGUCUUUUAACUGAUCUCCUUCAUUUUCUGUUCAUCCAUCUAAGUCAAGGUUGGGCAGUCCUUUUUAGGCCAAGGGCUGCAUAGAUGGUCAGCCCCCUCUUUGAGGGUCAUAUGGGUGUGGCCAAUGCAUACUUGCACAUGAGUUCAUGCGUGUGCACAUGCACACUCGUGCACAUGCACACACAUCUGCUCACUUGUUCACUCAUCACACCUACAGGCCACCUACAGCACACGCAUCACCCAUGAAGAACUCAAAACACACACACAUCAUAUUUGCAGCUGAGGGCUUUCCUGAGUAAAAAGCAGUUACUGCCCCUCUGCACUGCAGCCCUGGAAUGACGAUGGUCAGUUGCUUUUUGGUCGUCACGGGCUGAUAGUUUUUAUCUCCCCAUCUCAGCUUCGAGAGCUAUAGCACUGACGUUGAGAGAUAAUGCUGUGGCUUCCAGGAUUCGGCCCACAGGAUAGCUGCCUAAAUGUUAUAGGGAGUUGUCUCCACGGAACAGCAUGUUUUGAGUUGUUUUACGGGCUUUUGUCACUCAGAAGAAUGCCUUUUUAGGUUUCCAUUUAUUUUUGAGCUGCUGACUCAUUAUGAGAAGGCAAAUUUCUAAUCAGCUGCAAGCCUCAUGCCAUAUUUCUGACUCAAGAGUAUGAUUUUUGAACUAGAGUUUCUGAAACAGACUUUAUAAAGCCCCACUUUAAAUUCUGGCCAGGCUCACUCAUCCUGAAUGAAUUUCUCAUUUCCUCAUUUCCUGUAGUCGAUUAGUUUAAUAGAGCGAGGGAACCCGUCUCGGAGCCUGGAGCAGGUCUGCCGCUGGGCCCAUUCUCAGCAGCGCUCGGACCCAGAACACGCAGAAUACCACGACCAUGCCGUGUUCCUCACCAGGCAAGACUUUGGUCCCGCAGGUAUGCAAGGUACUGUAUUUAUCUCGAUCAGGUAUGUGCAGUUUGGUGGACACAGGAGAGAGCCUUCCAGUUCAAAAGCAUUGUCUGAUGACCUUCUGAAGAGCUUUUCCUUUACUGAUUGCCCUUAAAGUUUUUAAAAAGGCUUACGAAAGUUGGGAUUUUAAGAGGAAAGAUGGAAGACAGACAUAUGUAUAGUUCAUCCUUUUGAAUUGUUUCUGCAUGUUUCCAUGCAUGCAUAGAGGUGGCGCUAAUUCACACUUGCACCAUUCUCUAACCAACUGAGCUAAAUGCAACCCCUUAGUUAUGCAGUGUGACCUCCUGGGUGCUUGAUUAACCCCUUGCCACCCAAUUUUUGUAUUCUGGGUCAGGGAUCAAAAGUGGGUUUAUUGAGCCUCUAUUGGCUAUUGGAUUUUACAUGACGUGGCUGGUGACAAGCUGCACCCGUCUGCACUACAUUCAAGAAUUUAGAACAACAAGCUCAAGCUGCAGUCUUAAGAGAGCACUUAAAGGAAGGGCAGAGCAGCAAACUAUAUCUGCAAAGAGGUUUCCAAAAUCACGUGAAUGGAGAGCCUGGAAUUGAAUGGGGGGGGGGGCUUGCAGAGGAGGAGCCCCAGAGGGGAUGCUUCAUCCAUUUUUUGUGACUGCCAUUCCAGAGUUCUUCUCUGGCAGUGCCACUCCCACAAGUUGGUCUGCUCCGCAUUCUGGUCCUGGAGUCUGUCUUAUAGGUGUGGGAGGGGGAAUAGUGUUUUUUUUAAUGGGGGAUUUCAAGGAGGAAACUGGUGGUUGAGGAAGGGGAUUACUUCCCUUGCAGUUUCUCCUCUACAAAUUCAAUCUGCCCUGCAUUGGCAUGAUGAGAGGUAGGUGUGUUGGGAAGCUCAUUUGCUCCCUUCUAACAUGUGGCUAUGCCCUAGAGCAGGCAUAGGCAAAAUCGGCCCUCCAGAUGUUUUUGGCCUACAACUCGCAUGAUCCCUAGCUAGCAGGACCAGUGGUCAGGGAUGAUGGGAAUUGUAGUCCCAAAACAUCUAGAGGGCCGAUUUUGUCUAUGCCUGCCCUAGAGGGUGGAGGGAAAAGGGGAAGGAUUUUGCACACAAAACACAUCAUUCGGUUUGAUAAGAGUUCAGCGUGUGAUUUCCAAAUUCUAGGUUCCUGUAAGGCAAGGUAAAACUAUAGACUGUUUUAACUCCAUGCCUUUGUAUUUGUGCUUGUGCAAUCUGAGAUAUUUUUUUUUUGGAGAAGAAAAAUAAUUUGGAAUAGCAAAGCGACUGAAACUUGGCCUAAAAAUAUGUGUUCAUAUUUGGCUGGUGUUUUUGCUGUAAGCAAAAGAAGUGAGGUAUUUGAAAAGAAUCUUAAGUAUUAGCCUAUGUUGCUGCUUUCCCCGUCCCAAGAACAAAGUUUCUGCAACUGUGACAAGUCAACAUUUGUUCCUUGUCUGCAAUGCGUUUGAGUCCAGUAAACAUCACCUAACUUGGACUUCUAACUCUCCUGUCUUUGGAGGAACAACUUCUUCCACAGAAGUUCUUACUCAUUGAAGGGUUUAUUUUAGUUCCUUCAAGAAGACUAUUAAAUUCAGUUGGAUCCAAUUCAGAUGGUUGUUUGAGAAAUAGACUUUAAGAAAUAGAGGAAAUUGCAAUUAGUUCACUGUGUCCGUUGCAGUCUUUAUCUUCAGGUUCAUUAACAUUUAGCAUGAGCGAACUCCAAAACAUUAGAACGAUAAAAUUAAUGAAUCAAAAUGAAUCGAGUUAUGCUCAGAUCUUAAAAAGCAUUCCGACAAAAUAAUUUCCAACAACCAACGGUUGCCUUUCAAGUGUUUUAAGCGGAAUUCACGAAUGCGAAUAUUUUUAAAAAUAAAUUCUACAGUGUUACAUCUUCCCCUCGAAAUUUAUAUGAAGGCAGGUCUUUGUUUUGUCAUCAUGAAAUAUAACUGAAUAGUGAUUAGAAAAUGAUCCUUUAGAUGCACUUUGUCUCAAAUCCUUAUUUGCAGUGGAAAUGACCUUGGAGUUCUGUGUCAAGGUUGUUGUGAUGUCAAACCUCUGAAAUUGAAACUACUGUUCCAUAUUAGAAGUACCCAACUGGCAACCAGUACCACCCACAUAGAAUUAUAGGGCUGAAAGGGACCUUAAAAGUCACGAAGUGCAACCCCGUGUUCAGUGCAGGAUAGCCAAAGCUGAAGCAUUCCUCCUUACUCCUCCUGUACAUCUCCCACACAGGAUUUUGGGAUAUUUUGCAAGUUGCUUUGCUAGGGCCACUUCUGCUUUCAUAAUAAAAUAGUUGCCUGCCAAAUUGCAGAGAGGCUAAUGAACCCCUUUUAGUUCUCCCUCUCCAAUCCGCUUAAAAGGCAAAUAGUAAAGGUAAAGGGACCCCGACCAUUAGGUCCAGUCGUGACCGACUCGAGGGUUGUGGCACUCAUCUCGCUUUAUUGGCUGAGGGAGCCGGCGUACAGCUUCUGGGUCAUGUGACCAGUAUGACUAAGCCGCUUCGGGCGAACCAGAGCAGUGCACGGAAACGCCGUUUACCUUCCAGCCAGAGCGGUACCUAUUGAUCUACUUGCACUUUGACGUGCUUUCGAACUGCUAGGUUGGCAGGAGCAGGGACCGAGCAACAGGAGCUCACCCUGUCGCGGGGAUUCGAACUGCCGACCUUCUGAUCGGCAAGCCCUAGGCUCUGUGGUUUAACCCACAGCACCACCCACGUCCCUUAAAAAGGCAAAUAAACCUAGACUAAUUGGUCUGUAAUCUGACAGGCUUCAUUCACUUCUGUCUAAGGGGGGGCGGAGUUAGAGCUAUUUGGGGCAAUAUGGUAGGACAUGCUUUUAGAUGAGAAAGCCCAGGGGAUGUACAUGGUUUUCAAUAAAACGCUUUCCUAAGCAUGACAGCUAUUGUUGUGAUGGAGAGUGUGAGGGAUUCUUAAAUGAGAGUGUGACUUAUAUUUUCCUCUUAUAUUUUCCUCUCGUUUUAUUACCCUUAGUACAGUUCCACCCAACUGUUUAGUUUAUAAAUACAUUUCAGCAUGGUCACAUUUGCACUUAUAAAGCCCGGUGCCUCAUUCAUUCAUUUUAAUUCUUCUGCUUCCGCUGGGUAUCUCUGGAAUGAACACCAUGAGAAGAUCUCGCCCAGCGCACUGAGGUCAGGGCAAGUCUCAAGCUACUUGGGGAUGGGGUGGACGGGUGGACGCAGCAACUCCAUAAUGUUUCGGCUCAGCACAGGGAUACAAGCCAAGAGAGGUAGUCAGCAAAACUGAAACGGUAAUUAAAGUGCGCACGCUGGUGGCCCGCCUUCUCAAAAGGGGUCUAACGUUGAUCCUGCUAAAACCAUUUGCUUUAAUGGAAGCUGCUCUGGGCCUUUAAACCCAAUAGCUAUGCAGUGCAUUGUAAACGAAAGAUCAAAGUUACAAAGGUGGCCAUUCAUGACUUUGGCAGGGGUCCCUGACUUUCCAGUUCCAUUUGGCAAGCGUGCCUGCUUUAAAAUGCUGAGGCCUCUGUUUGUGCAGAAAGUAGUGCUCGGGGUUGUGUGUGGUAGUUUGCUUUUUUUAAAAAUCAUGGGAAAGAGACAUUUCUGCCCCCACCCUUCCAUAGCUGUUUAUGUGAAGUUUCUAUGGCAAAAGUAGUUUGAUAACAGCCACCCUGUGGAAGUGUUUUGUGUUGGUUUUGUGUUGUUGUUUUUUGCAUGCCGCAGUGGAAAUCAUAGAUUCAUAGAAUAUUAUAACUGUAGCAUUGGAAGGAACCCCAAGGGUCAUCUAGUCCAGCCCCUGCAAUGCAGGAAACUUUUUGCCCAACUUGAGCAUCAACUCCACAACCCUGAGAUUUAAGAGUCUCAUGCUUGACCAGCGUUGCUAAAUGUUAUAAUUGGAUCAUAUCAAUGCUCUGCAUUGCGCCGGUGCUAUUCCUUUUGUCUCCAUUCUGCAUUGAAUCUAUUUAUGGGGAUAAUAGCCCACUUGACACGGGGUUGGGCAGGAAAAAAAGGUAUAAAUUCUCCUCCUGCCUCCAGAAAGAAACAGGACAAAAGUGAAUGGCGGUGCUACCUGAAAGCACAAUCUGAUUGGUCAAGGAGCAUUGCCAUUAAACCAUGGAAAGAGUGAGGAAUGUAAAGUGUCACACACACACACAGAGAUAUGUUAAAUUCAGUCCUUGGCAAUAGAAGCCGAGAUGACUUCACUGGAAAUGAAGUCUGUACCCUGCUGGCUGCUCUCCAAACCCUUGGCCAGCUGAGGUAUGUGGCAAAGUCUUUUUGGUUUCUGCUUCUUCCUUGGUAGUGUUUAUUUCACCCUCUUUGUGCUGUAGAACAGCUGGCAUUUCUGUUGAGUUUUUCCUGUCUCUUGACUAUGUGAUCCAGUGCAGAAUAAGAGGAUAAUGGCUUGCCACUGAUUAUUAAUAUUUUUUUAAAAAAGCACAGAUUCUGUGAAUGUAGCUGUUGCCUCUUGAGAGAAGCUGUAACAUCACUAAAUGAGAGUCAAACCACUUUCCUCAGGGGGCAGCAAAUUUCAGGAUUGUGGGAUCUAUUCUUAAACAAAACAAAACAAAACAAAACAAAACAAAACAAAACAAAACAAAACACCAGAGCUCCCAAAUCUACCUGUCUGAGGCAUUUGCAAGAUUGUUGUUUGGGAUGGAGCCAGUCACAUAAAGAGCUGUGGGAAAGAGAAUUAAAUGCCUGUAUUCAACAUCUCAAAAGUAUCUAAAUGGAGAAAAAUCUGUAUCGAGGACAUAAUUUUUAUAGCUAUUUUUUAAAAAAUGAACAAAUAAACUUAGCAGCACCACUGCAUGCCAUGCCAUAUACAAAUAAUGCACUGCACAAUAAACAUCUAAGCCAGAGACAGAGAACCUGUGGCUUUACAUUUGCUGCUGGCCUGAUCACUGGGCAUGUUGACUGGGGCUAUGAGAGGAGUUUGAAGCCCAGCAACAGCCAGGAGGAGAAUCGCAGCCCUCACCACUCCGAUCUAACCAGUCACUAGGUGCUAAAUUCCAGGAACUGGACCUUAUGGCAUUUGAUGACAGAUCUAUUGAGAGUUUGACCCUAUUUCCCACUAGCCUAUUUCAGGGAUGGCUGGUGUACAAGCCUAAAGAUCCACAGAAUCGUCGUACGGCUAUGAGGUGCAUAUCACUUUACCUCUGACUCUGCUGCUUGCUAAUAGUCCCCAUUGCAAGCCUGCACAACCUGUGGCUCGUCAAACCAAAGGCAGCUCAUGGUCAUACAUUUAAAGUGGCCCACCGGAGAGUCAACCAACGCCCUGCUUUUGCUACCUGCCUCAGGCUGCAGAAACAGGCCUUGUCAAGCAUGGGGAAGGCCCCCACAGCACAUCCUUAGUGGGCUGCAUUUGCCUUGGCAUUUAGUUUCUGUUAGUUUGUCUGAAUGCUUUCCCUGCUGUGUCAUUGCCACAAUGCCGAUCGGGAAUGUAUGUGGUGGUGGGUAAAUUACUGUAUGUGUGCGUGCUGAGAUUUAAAACAAUUUUUGCGUUAGUUAAUGAAUUUUUGGAAACAGAUUGGUAUAGAAAUAUCGGGAAUUGUGCGUAGGAAGGUGGGAAUAUCUAAAUUAAUGGUUUUUAUUAGUCUAAGUAGCACCGAGUUAAAAACAAAAGAGGAAUGUAAAUGGGUAAAACUGAUGGUAACUGCAGUCAGACAGGUUAUAGCAAGUAAUUGGAAAAAUGCAGAAGAGCUAGGGGUGAACCAAUGGAGGAAAAAACUGAAUAAUAUUACAAUUUUAGAAUAUCUAACUGUGAAGAUACACAGAAUGAAAGGGUUUAAGGUUAGUGAGAAAGAGGAGGAUUGGUUUGAGAAGAUAUUGGAUUAUUUGCGUAGGUUUGAACAAUUUGGGGGAAUUAAAAUGUUGAAAUUUAAAUAAACCUUGUGGAUGGAGGAGUGUUAACGUAUAUAAAAUUGUACAUAUGGUUGAUUUGAAUAUGUUAUUAUUGAUUAUGUAUACCCAAUGUAUCAGCUGCCUGGGGGCUUUCACUGUUUGUGUUUUGGUUGUUGGUAAAAAAUAAAAAUGUUAAACAUUUUUAAAAAAACAACAAUUUUUGAUUUUAGGACCUUCCAAGCAUAUAUGCUUUCAUGAGAUCUGAGUGGCGGAACAUCCUAAAAUGAUUCAUUUGCAUUCCCAGUGAAGCUCACCUCCCUCCAGAGAGAGCUGGGUGUGAAAUUUGAUGGAAACAGCUCUAGUACUUGAUUCCCCCCCAUCCUACAUGCCCCCCAUCCCUGCCGUGGUUCGUUUCCUCUCCCUUAUUCCUCUGCUUUGUUCCAGGAUAUGCUCCUGUCACAGGCAUGUGUCACCCUCUGCGCAGUUGCACCCUCAAUCACGAAGAUGGCUUCUCGUCGGCAUUUGUGGUGGCUCAUGAGACUGGACAUGUGUAAGUCGUCGGGGCAGGUUUCUCACUGGUAUCUCUGCAGUGAUUGAUGCCUGGGUGCCCUUUGUUUCAGCUGCUCUUAAAAGUUUGCUGGCUUAAUGAUAAAUUUUAAUGCCAUGCUCUGGGCAGAAACAUCCCCCGCAUCUUUUGGUGUUGAUUCUCCGACGAGUCUUUCAACCUUCCCUUUUUGGGUAAGGUUGUGGAAGUGCUCAUCAUCCUGCAGCCUCGUUAGAGGACAUUAGAUAGCCUGGGCCUGGGCCAGCCAAUUGCUGGCAAGGUAAGGGAAAUGGUACACUCCUGAUCCCCGGAGACCAUUCAGUAGCUUCUAAUGCCACUGACACUGAUGGCUGAUGACUCAGCUAUGGAACCUGAUAGGCCCUUGUGGAACUCAUUCCUGUAAGGGUAAUCACAGAGAGAACUCAUGAGAUAUCAUCCACCAUAUGGUCAGAAGGUCUCUCUAUGGACUUCUGCAAAUUCUGGUCACAAGUCCAGUUCAGCGCAUAUAUUUGUGCUACUGCAAACAUGGUGUUGAGUGAGGUGCUCCCAUGUUGUUAUUUAAUUUCUGUGACCUAGAAAGGUGUGGGUCACUUUGAUGAGGGACACUGGCUCCCACCAGGUCUGUUUCUAGCCAUGGGAGCAAGGGGGGUGGGUGGGUUGGAAGUGGUAAGUAAGUCGGAGCAGUUUUAACAUAGUUAGGAUUGCUUUAACGUCAGUUUUGUACAUGUGGCAAAUAAACAAAUAGGAACUGAAGCAGUGGCACUCAAACUUCUGCUGUUCCAUUAUUCACUGUUUCAUAUACCUUAGUGCUUGGGAACACCACUUACAGACUUUUUAAACAGGUUAGGUAUGGAACACGAUGGCCAAGGUAACCGAUGUGCCGAUGAAACCAGCAUGGGAAGCAUUAUGGCGCCACUGGUGCAAGCUGCCUUCCACCGUUACCACUGGUCGCGAUGCAGCAAGCAAGAGCUGAACCGAUACAUACAGUAGGUCUACGUUGUUGUUGUUGUUGUUGUUGUCGUUGUCGCCGUCGUCAUGGGCUCUUAAGCUAUUCUGAAGUUUUGUUUUUGUCUUCUAUUGAGAGAAUGAAUGGGUGAGGAGGGAUGCACACUGAAUGAACAGAUAUUGAUAAUUCCGUGUUGAAUUAAGACGGUGAAAUCCAGUCUAGAAUGCCCAGCUGUUUAGGAGAACAAGGACCUGUGGGGUAUCUGAAGAAAAAUGCUAAAGUGGCAAGGAACCUAAUAACUUUGAGCUUUCUUUAUUGUCUUGCGUUGCAGUUCUUACGACUGCCUCUUGGACGACCCUUUUGAGCACAACUGGCCUAAGUUGCCUGAGCUGCCAGGAAUCAAUUACUCCAUGGAUGAGCAAUGCCGCUUUGACUUUGGUGUGGGCUACAAAACAUGCACAGCUGUGAGUAUAGGAACCCUGUUGGUAGGCGGUCUGCUGCUACUUUCCCAAUCCUGCUCUUGUGUAAAUGAAAGGGAUGUCCCACAUACCUGCUUUUGGGCUGCCGUGUGGCCCCUGGAAAGUUGGCCUUGGGUGAAUAAAGGGUUAGGCCACCCCUGUGAUAAAUAAAUCAUAGUUCAUGGUUUACCAUGUUUUGCCCCAGCUUCACUUCUCCCCUAACAAGUGAAGAAGCAACACUCUGCAACCUCUGGCUUAGUAGCAUUAGCCUCCAAACAAACCACGAUUGGUAAGCCAAGAACAAAACCUUGGAUUCUCAUUGAAAGUUGUUUGGACAUAAAGCUAAGCCAGAGAUUGUCAUUUGUUGCUCCUUCUGCUAGGAAGGAGUGAAGCAGGAGCAGUCUCUGCACUGAUGGUAAUGGUGUCAGCACAGCUGGUGCUGUUGAAAACUGUCCUGAAAUCUAGCAGGGUGGCAUAAAAAUAUUUGAAAUAAGAUAAAAUAAAGGGUGUGUGUGUCUUAGACCCAUGUAGGCUUGGAUUCCUUCAAAAACAGAGAAAAUCCAGCCUUUUUAAUGUGGUUUUGAAAGUACUUUGACAUACAUAAUUUAGCAGGUGAAGCUUUUCCUUGUGUAAAAGAAUAAUGUGAUGGGGGAAAAAAAACUUCACUUGCCUUAAAUUCUGUAUUUUCAGCAGGAGCAGUGCAAAAAGCGGCAUCCUAAUCUCAAAGUUUCCUCAUUUAAAUAGAUGGUUCUCAUGGUGUUAUGAUACAAUAAUACACGAUCUUCACUAGAUCAUAAGCUGAAGUAUUGGUGGGAACAAGCUACUUGCACUUCCUGUUGGAUUAAAUGUACAAAGUGAGUCCUUUCUUUGUCUGCAUUGUAUUUUCCUUCUUCACAGUUCAGAACCUUUGACCCAUGCAAACAACUGUGGUGCAGCCAUCCUGACAACCCCUACUUCUGUAAGACAAAGAAAGGACCUCCCUUAGAUGGAACUGAGUGUGCAUCAGGCAAGGUACCCAUGCUGUUGAAUCUGAUAUUGGACGGUUUCAUCCUUGGCAGAAGGCUGGUGUGUUCCACCCCUGCCCUAACCCUUUUGCACAAUGCAUGCGGGCACCCAGACCAUGCCUUGUUAUAGGAAUAUGUAGGGACUGUGUGUAUCUCUUUGGGCAGCAUUACGCAGGGACCUUUUAUUCAUCUAGAACAUUAAAAUGCUUUGUGUAUGUCCACACCUUUCCCCUAAAUUGGCAGUGGUUGAAAACAACAACCAAGCCUAAGAUGUCGGUAACAUUCUGCACCUUGGAGAAUAGCUUCUAAGAUUAGUGCAAAAGUACCAUAUACUUGAAGGGAUGUGAGUGGUGCUGUGGUCUAAACCACUGACCCUAGGGCUUGCUGAUCGGAAGGUCGGCGGUUAGAAUCCCCACGACGGGGUGAGUGCCCAUUGUUUGAUCCCAGCUCCUGCCAACCUAGCAGUUCGAAAGCAGGUCAAAGCGCAAGUAGAUAAAUAGGUACCACUCUGGCAGGAAGGUAAACGGCGUUUCCGUGCGCUGCUCUGUUUCGCCAGAAGCGGCUUAGUCAUGCUGGCCACAUGACCCGGAAGCUGUACGCCGGCUCCCUCGGCCAGUAAAGCGAGAUGAGCGCUGCAACCCCAGAGUCGUUCGCGACUGGACUUAACUGUCAGGGGUCCUUUACCUUUACCUUUUUACCAUGGACUUAUAGAAAAAGGUGAAUGGAGGCAUUGAUCAGGAAUCUUUCACCUCUCCAUCCUCCACCUUGAAAACCAUUAUGUUUGUACCUACAUGCCACUCAUUUACUCCCAUGUUAACUUAGCAGAAAAGUACUUCACUUCUGUUAUGCUGAUGUGGUUGUUUCCAUGCAGACUGUGUUGCCGCUCUUUCUGUCAUCUUUCCUCCCGAGAAAAAGACAGCCCAGACACAAGACUUGUGUCAGGAGCUAGCUCCUGGAAGCACCAGCAACUGUUGUUGCUGGUUUAUUUACAGGCUAAAUUCUUGGUGCUGCCAAAGCCCUAUUAUGACCAGCUUAGAAAUAAUCUAGAGCAAUGUUGUGCACUCCAGAUAUUGCUGGACUACCGUUCCCAUAAUCCCAGACUAUUGGCCAUACUGGCUGUGGCUGAUGAGAGUUGCAGCCUCACAGUAUCUGGAGGGCACCAUGUUGGUUACUGCUGUCUCAGGGAAUACCCCACCCUCUGCAACACAGAGACUAGUUGAGAUCUCUAAAAGAGAUAAUGCUCUUGAGUCCACCAACAUUGGGCAUUAAGUUAAAUGCCACCAGAAAGCAAUCUUUUAACAGUGAUGGCUCUUGGAUCAUGAAACUCCCUCCCCAGGUGAGCCCACCCGGACACGUCCCAUUGCAGUCAUUUGACACCUAGUGCGAAGAAGCAUUUGUUCUGCCUGCCCAUAUGUUUCUAAAUUUGGUUCUGUUAUCUUCCAGUGCUGUCAACUGCUGGCUUUAAAAAUCAAGCUAUUUUAUAAGUUUCAUGAUUCUUGCUUUAAUUCUGAUGUAAGCUGCUUUGAGCAUCUUUUGGUGGAAAAGCAAACUCCUAAAUUUAAAUAAAGAAUAAAUGCAUACGUCUAAGAGUACUGGAACUUGGUCCAGCGCCGACUGUUACUUAGGUCUGCAUUGCUCCACUUGGUAACUUGUGUUUGCCAAGGCUAUGCUGGCCUUACUCUGGUGGUCUCCACAGCAGAGUACAAUGGUUAGCUGUGCAUCCUUAAAUACUCAGAGCCGCACAUCAGGAAAUCCUCACUACCAGCAGCGCUCUGGUGUAUGCCCACUGCAUUUUUAGCAACAAGCAUUGGGUGUUUGCGCUUUGUGUUCAAGUGCAGUCAUGGAAAACAGGAGGUUCGUUCCACCCCUUCCCAUUCCGGUCUUUUGAGCUGUUCCAGUGUAAAUACUGCGAAGUUCUGAUGAGGAAAAAUCAAGGGCAAGGACAGGAACGCCGACCUCAGUGUGGUUUCAAGUUUGCAAUCUGUGCCAGGAGAUUAGCUUGGUACUGCAGAGGUGACAGGCUUUUUUUCGUGAAUACACUGUGCCACCCAGGCCCCCUGAGACCUUUCUUUAUUACUUUAAGGUUUCGUGACUUCACAGCCGUCACUGUCCGCCUGACCAAUGAGAGUGGGAGAAACAGAUUCCGAACCCUAUUGUAAAGCCGGGUGCUUCCGUGGCUGUAGAACUGAUCUCCUCACUAACACUGGACAGUAAUGAAGAGGCAGGUGUUCAGGUAACCCCUGUUUCUUCUCCUGUUCCAGUGGUGUUUCAAGGGUCACUGCAUCUGGAAGACUUCAGAACAACCGUACAGCCAGGAUGGCAGCUGGAGUUCCUGGUCCAAAUUUGGUUCCUGCUCCAGGACUUGUGGGGGUGGGGUGCGCUCCCGCAGCAGGAACUGCAACAACCCACCGUAAGUUUGGCCCUUCCACUAGGAGCGUCGUUUGGGGAAAUUGCAUCUGGCAGGGGACAGAAGGGGCCUCUCUUCCUUCUAAUGCAUCUGGGUCACCGAAAAACAAAAAAGGCAGGAGGAGAGUUUGUGGGAAAUCGUAGGGCAAGGAACAGUAGAACAAGUCAUAAAUGAAUUCCAAGAAAAUAAAGCAUAAAUUCAUCUAGUAACAACUGAAACAUGUGCUCUGUAUCCUUGAUACAGUUGCUGGGUUUACCAUUUUAUGCCACAGAUAUGAGCUAUCUCAUAUGCAUGUUUCUAUAUUUAAAACUAAAUGCAUUGUUAGUUGGACUGAGAUUCUGGCAGUUUUCAGGGACUGCACUCUGUUUUACCAAUCAUCAUCAUCAUCAUCAUCAUCAUCUAUUAUUUAUACCCUGCCCAUCUGGCUGGGUUUCCCCAGCCACUUUGGGCGGCUCCCAACAGAAUAUUAAAAAUAGAAUCAGACAUUAAAAACUUCCCUAAACAGGACUGCCUUCCAAUGUCUUCUAAAAGUCUGAUAGUUGUUUAUUUCCUUGACAUCUGAUGGGAGGGUGUUCCACAGGGCGGUCGCCGCCACCGAGAAGGCCCUUCCUGGUUCCCUGCAACCUCACUUCUCAUAGCAAGGGAACUGCCAGAAGGCCCUCAGCUCAGGACCUCAGUGUCUGGGCUGAACAAUGUGGGUGGAGAUGCUCCCUUGGGUUUGCCUGAGCUUCUGAUGCAAAAAUUUUGGGGCAAAGAAAAGAAAGCGCUAAGAUUAGAAAGCAUGGAAGUGAAUGCGAUUUCUCUUUAAGUUUUUUUUGGGGGUGACAUGAAUACAAGGCUCCCUAAACAGCAGCUUGCUUGUUUUCCAGCCCGGCCUACGGAGGGCGCCAUUGCCCAGGUGCCACGUACGAGUACCAAGUCUGCAAUACAGAAGAGUGCCGUGGUCCCUAUGAGGAUUUCCGUGCCCAGCAGUGCUCCAAGAGGAACUCUUAUUACACCCACCAGAACUCCAAGCACACUUGGCUUCCCUAUGAACACCAUGAUGGUAAGGCAUUGAGACACUGCUGAUCCACCCUGAAUCGAGAGUUUACCGAACUGGUCUGACUUCAUACGCUAGGAGAGAGAUCGACUCACUCUUAUCAUCACUGUUGUUUCCACACUAGCUGAAUAUUUUAGAUGUGAUUCAUGUGCAGGUGCCUCCGCUUUAUGUGCUCCCUAUCCUCCCAAAUGGCUGAAAGGAGCAGUUUGAAAGCUUCUGCUUUUAGUUGGCUACAGUUUACCAUGUCAUUUGAACCUGGAACUGUGGUUAUUGCAAACUACGGUUAGCUUCAGCAAGCCAGCUUCAGGAACCACAGCUUGAUGUUGCCUCCUGCCCUCCCCCCCAAUUUUCAUAGUCAAGUUUUUAUUAAACUUCAGAAUCUUAACAUAUAUAAUCCAGAUUUCAAAUUUGUUAUACGUUUCUCUUUAAAUUUUGGCUUCCUGCCUUUCCCUCCAUGCUGUUCUUAAUCCCAUCCCAUUUAUAUACUGCAUUCUAGUAAACAUUUCACCUAAGACAUUUUCUUCUAUUUCAUAUAUUAUCAAUCUUCUCAUAUUUCUCAUAUUUCAAAUCCUGUUUGCGAUUUCACCUGAUUAUAAUAUCCUUUCAGCUGUUCCAAAAAGGGCUUCCAUUCUUCCGUGAAUAGUCUGUCACUUUGGUUUCUUAUUUUUGCUGUUAGUUUCACCAACUCCACAGUUUGAUGUUGGCUUUUGAAGUUAACCAUAGUUGGGCUUGUUCACCGCCAUCGGGCAAUGCAGCGCAUUUCAUGGUUAAGGGGAAAUCAAGGCAAAAGCUUUUGGAUUCUUCCUCUUGGCCAGGAGGCAAUGGGCAGCAUGUGGACCCAAGGCUUGUUCUUGCUUGGGCAUGCUAUGCUAAACAAUGAUUCAGCGUGAGGUACUCUUUAAGCUGUCCCUUCUCCUGCUAACCUAGCAGUUCGAAAGCAUGUCAAAGUGCAAGUAGAUAAAUAGGUACCGCUCUGUCGGGAAGGUGAACAGCGUUUCCGUGUGCUGCUCUGGUUCGCCAGAAGUAGCUUAGUCAUACUGGUCACAUGACCCGGAAGCUGUACGCCGGUUCCCUUGGCCAAUAAAGCGAGAUGAGCGCUUCAACCCCAGAGUCGUCCGUGACUGGACCUAAUGGUCAGGGGUCCCUUUACCUUUUUACUCUUUAAGCCAGAGCUAAGGUCCUCCUAUAAGUGUAUCAAGAAAAGUCUUAAGUGGGGGCAUUUUUUAAAAUCUGUUUCAAAAUGGAGGAUAUGACAUGUACCCCAAACCUGCUAAGCUCUUUCACAGGCUAAAAUAUGGUACACAUGUGUUCUGUGACCUCCUGAUUUAGAUGCCCUACGGGAAAACCUUUAGGAUAGGGAUGUUUGACCAGUACAGAGCAAGAAAGUUCACAUAUGGUACUACAGAAUGUUGGGCUUCAAGGGGCACUUGAAUCCCAUUUGGAUGGGUGGAAAAAACGCUUUCCAGGAGCAGAAGGCAAGGUGGACUUCAACUCAAGAGUAGUUAAUGUGGUGCUAUCCAGAUGGUGUUGAACUCCAGCUCACACCACCCCUUCCAGCAGUUUUUUUUUUGGGGGGGGGGCUCACCAUUGACAGUGGUGGCAGCAGAUUUUAUCCCCCUCCACUCCCUGAAGCAAAGGGUGUUGUGUGUGUUUUGCCACUGUUGCAAGUGACAACGGCAGCAACUGCGUGUGUAGCCUGGGUGCCAUUUUGCAUCCUCCACAAGGUCUGCACCCAGCCUCAUUCUGGUGCAUUAUGUGGGGGAAAUGGUGGAGAAUAUCUAGAGAAAAGUUCUGCAAAUCCUCCAUUUUCUAGGAGGGUAAGGAAAAUAAAAAAUAAAUCUCUUCUGAGAACAUUGGAUCAUCCCUCCAAAUAUUGUUGUUUCACGUUUGUCUGAAAUCCACACACAUAGUACCAAAUGCCUCUGUGUGUUUGUUUUACUGCAGAUGCCCAGAAGUGUGAGCUGAUUUGCCAGUCUGAGGAAACUGGAGACGUGGUAUUCAUGAAUCAAGUUGUUCAUGAUGGCACAAGGUGCAGCUAUAGAGACCCAUACAGUGUCUGUGUGAGGGGAGAGUGUGUGGUACGUAAUUGAACUUGCUGGUUCAUCUGUUUUCCUAUACGUUUUGUGUCAAAAGGAAGAGCAGAGGACAGCUAUUUAUUGUUGGUUGAACUUUCACAGAUUUUGGUAGAUUUUUCUGGAAUGGGAUUGAACAGGGCUUUGCCAGAUGUCCUGUAGUUUUCAUAUUUGUUUCCAAAGUAGCACAUUUAGUGCACCAAAGCAAACUGUCCCCCACAAAUACCCACCUUACAGCAAUUUCAGCAUCCUUUCAAUUCUCCAGCUUCUAGGUGCCAUUUUCCUUCUCCUUUGCCCAUGUAAUCCUGAGAUUCAUUUACCAACGCAGCUUUGAAUCUCAUCACUUGAGUUGACGCACGUGAUUUUGUCUUGAGUGUCCGUAACGGCAUUGACAAAUCACAUGGGCAGUCAUAACCCAUAGGAUAGUUUUAUAACCAGAAUCAUACAUAAAUGAGACUGGGGACUUUGUGAGGUUGAGAAUAAUGGAAAAGGGGGCAACAAGGAAAGCAUCAGAACAAGGCAAAUGUGUUUGUGACAAGUGCAGAAAACUCUCCAAAAGUGAUAGGGUUUUUUUUUUUUUUUGAUGCUCACAAAAUAGGAAACAUGAGUAAUUUCAGCUCAGUCUUAGUUUAAAAUUCCUUUCAUGUUGCCAUUUUUGUUUGAAGAGAUAUUAACAAGUCUUUGUUGUUUGGGUCUUUAGCCAAAUUUCCUCACUGUUAUUUGGGUUGCAUGGAAGGGAAUAUCCCCACCCUGGGUGUGUAUUUGAAUUUUGCACACACCCUUUUAUAAUGCAUUCAUUUAGAGAGUAGUCCAGUGGAUGUGUAGGGAGUUUGCUUCUAAGUACACAGGCAUAGGAUCUCAUCCAUCCUUCUUUAUUCCUACAGCCUUGCAAAGCAGGCCUAUGCCUUGCCAUUUUGCAGACGGGGAAACAAUCCACGAGAGAUUGUACUUGCUUGCGGCCACCCAGCAAGUUCCUAACUGAGCAAGUGGCUUGAACUUUGCUCCCACAAACCCAGAACUCCUCACCAGACGACCGCACUGGCUUUUUGUGUGUUGCUGCUAUUCAUUCGCACCACACACAGGGCUGUAAUUGUGGUGAUUGCAAUAAAUCCUCUGGCUUACUAUUUCAGUAUUUAUAGCACGCUGUUCAGUCGCCGAAGCUGAGCUUGCUAGAUAUAGAAUAAAACACUGGACAAUGCUGAUUGCUUCCAGGAUAAUAGGAAGAUUUUGGUUGAGUGUGGUGUUGCAAGAUCCAAAGCAAUUUGAAUACCAUUACACCCACACACCCGCACCAAAGAUUUUCUAAAAACACUUGGGGUCAUAACUUUGUUUUAAUGAUCCUGGAGAUACAUAGACUCUAUCUAUCUAAUCUGAAGCAAAACUCUAUCUGUGUAUGUAUUUUCUCUGUGUUUGUGUUUUUCUUCUUCUUAUGACAGCACGUUGGGUGCGACAAAGAAAUCGGCUCCCUCAAACAGGACGACAAGUGUGGUGUUUGUGGGGGUGACAAUUCCCACUGCCGGACGGUGAAGGGGACUUUGGUCAAAUCCCCAAAGCAGGCAGGUGAGAGUACGAAGACAAACUUCUCUUUUUAAAUUUUCCUUACAAGCUAUAUAGGCUGCCAGAAUUAGCAGCAGCCCUUUCCCCGCCUCUAUUAUUGGAGGGGAAAACUAUUUAUAUUGGAGUUAAUGUGAGCUGUAUCUAGUGUGAUAAACACUGGUGAUGGAGUGUUAUCUGUAUGACGACAUGCAGAGUGUGCACCAAUGAACACGAUCAGCAGGGAAUUUCUGGAUGUUGCCUUCCCAGUAGCCAUAGUCUCUGAGUGACUGAGGAUAUGAACUCAUCCGAGGGAUUCCAUCCAUUUGUAUAUAUUGACCAGGCAAUGCGCAGAACAUCCUGUUUGUUCUCUAAUUUUGUGUAUAUUCUCCAAUGUCAUUUGAAAGCUACAUGGGUUGAAAUUUCCUGUUUAUGCUCUCCAUCUGGGCAUAUUCUGGUGUGUGCGCGUUUCUUAUACACAAGUACAAAUUUCCUUAUUCAAAAAAAUGAUAUAAUUGGCUUCCUGUACUCAAGAUCCGCAGAACUGGAUUGGAUUACUCAGUCCAUGGGGGACAUCUCCAUUCACUUUCAAUGUGGUUUUGUGCCGGAGGUGUCCCUAGGGUGUCAAACACAUACUUAAAUAAACAUAGCUGUAGCAAAAGUCAAAAGAGAAAAAUACUUGUGUGUGUUUUUCAAAGCCUGUUAUUUCCUGCAGCUUCAGAGAGUCUAAAAGCGAAUGUUUUGUGGAACUUAUCUCUGACUGUAGCUCUACCCAUUUUAAGAAUGGUUUCUUUUCUUCACGAUUUUCAGUGGGUGCUUUGAAAAUGUUUGAGAUUCCAGCCGGCGCCAGGCAUGUGCAGAUUGAAGAGAUGGAGCCAGCAACCCAUACAAUUGGUAAGAACCGAAAAUGGGUUUAGGUAGACAGGGUCGAUUUUGCCUGACACUCUUUAUACAAAGGUCUUUUUAACAGUUUAGUUCUCAAGAAGAGCUUGUUAAAGACAUUUGCAGGGUUCAGUCCCGUCAGCAUUAAAGCUCAUCUGAACGGGAGGAAACAAACUAAAGAUGUUUAACUCUCUCAAUGAAAUAAGUUGGAUUUUAAAUUUUGGCUGGAUCUCACUACCCCCCAUCCCCAUCCCCAGCGAGCUAACUUUGGGUAUUAGGCAACACAUUGCUAACACCACAUGUCAGAUGCACAUUAGUAUUUAUAAAGUUGUUUUUCCUCUUUCUCGUCCUGUGCCAGCUUCAUUAAUCAUUAUAUAUGUGUGUUUGUGUGUGUGUGUGUGUGUGUGUGUGUGUGUGUGUGUUGUAAAUAAGCAUCACAGGCUUGGUUUGUGUGUUUGUAUAUGUUGCGUACUCUGAGAAAAGGACUACGUGGGAGUAUCUCCUAACAAACAAUUCUUCACCGAACUCAAAAUAUUGAGGUGCAAAACUUUACAAAGUAAGCCUAUUCUAGAUCAAUUGACAUAAUACCCACCAUAAGAUAUAAGCGUUUUGAAGGGCUGUUCCACAAAUUACUGCACGUGAUAAGUGCUUAAUCUGGAGUAAACGGCAGGCUAGUCCAUACCCUGGUCUGAAACUAAACUAAAACAGAUUCCCUCAUAUUUAUCUUCGUUUCUCUUGUCCUUCACCUUUCUUCCCUGUUUCAUUAUACAACUAUUAAGCCCCUUAUUAGCCCAUCUGAACCUGACAGCUUUUCUAACACUUUGCAGCAUCACAGUAGACAUUUUAAAUUGCAUUCCACCAAUGUGCUUAGUAACGUGAUAUCAAACCUUUAUUAUUAUUAUUAUUAUUAUUAUUAUUAUUAUUAUUAUGAUGCAAGGAAGUGUGGGUGGCAGGAAUUGAUCAAUUGGUAGAUAAUGUGAAGCAGUGGUUUCCCUCCCUCUUGUGCGUCUGUCUGCAGCUCACGUCCUGCUGUCUGUAAAAUCUGUGAGACUUCUGGUGGAAUUGGCUGUGAUCCUUUAUUGCUGCUCACACAAUGCUCCUCUAUGCGCUGUACAAACUUGGAGAGGUCCAGACUAGAAGCCAAAUCUCUCGUGCUCAUAGGGGGAGAGGAAGGGGAAGAGAGAGUGUAUUUCCCCCCCUUUCUGUUUACAAGCUCUGUUAAUUCAGAGGACGACUUGGAAUGCCAGGCAUGAUUUAAGUGUGCCAGCUGAUUACAAACCAGCCAAGCAAAAUGAAAAUGAACAAUAAAGAAGAUGGAGGGGAGAUAGAUUGGGGUUUUAUUUUCUACCUUUGCCCAAGAAGAGAGGCAAAUGUAUUGCAGAAGGUCUAGCUUUAAAGUGUACUGUUUUUACAUUGCAGCAAAAUGCCCGUCAUACUGAUAGACGAGGAAGUGUGCAGAAGGAGAGUCGUUAUAUUGCAAGAGGUUUUGGCUUGUGUGUGGGUGUUUUGCAUGUCUGUAUGUAUGCAUAUGUGUGCAGCAGCAGGUUUUGCUUUCAUUGUGUCAGUAUCCCAAGCACAGCACCCCUCCUCCCUCCAUAGGAGCAAAUGGGAGAGUCGUAGAAUCAUAGACCUGUAGAGCUGGAGGGGACACCACUGGAAUGGGAACAAAGCUUGGUUCAUGAUUACCCCAGUUGCCUCCCUUUCUCUGCACCCUGGGGCUUGUUUCUUGGUGCAGGACGGAGUCUUGGAAGACUUUUCAGCCCCUAGGCACUCAGCGUGAUUUAGCAAAUGGAUCCAAUUUUAAAAGUUAUCUUAAACCAUCUCAAAAAACGUCAUCCGUGCCAAAUUAUUUUACUGAUUAGUGAAUUGUAUAGCCUGCUUUUCUCCAAAUGGUUCCAUAACAUAAUUAAAACACAAUAUAGUAAAAACGUAAACAUAAAUCAAGUAUGCACACUACAGGGGAACUUCAUCCCCUUGGGAAGGGGCGAAGUGUCAUGCUUCUUGCCCUGGAACAGAAAGAGAACCUACCCAGCUGACACUAACACAAAAAACCCCAUACAUACAAGAAAAGAAAAGCCUUGAACACUCUUGAUUGCCUAAUGCCCAAAUUCUGCUGCAUGUAAGAGGACGUUGAUGAGCGGAGAUGACCCUGAGCACUACUUUCCCCCACAGCUGUUAAGAACCAAGCCUCUGGCAACAUCAUCCUUAAUCCCAAGGGCAAAGAUGCCAAGAGCAGCACUUUCCUGGAGAUGGGCUUGGAAUGGGAGUACGCCAUUGAGAACGGCAAGGAAAGCUUGAAAACCAGCGGGCCCCUGCAUGAAGCCAUCAGCGUCCUGGUGAGUCCUGGAGAGAGCUAGAUGCAUGCAUAUGUAUGCUCAACAACACAUGUGCAGUCUCUCCCCCCCUUUUCCUUUUGCCCUUUAAGCCUUUUGCUUAACUGCACCAGACAAAACUAUUUCAAUGCAUAAACUAAUUGAAGAGCACUUCACACAACCAGUGUUGUUUGUAGAAUCCAUGGAAAGAAUAGGAAAGUUGGCAUUUUCCUCUUUUGCACAUGAGAAUGAGAGAGAGAGGCUAGGUUCAGGUUGAAACACAGCUGUCCUUUCCCCCUUCGCUUUCCAUUCACUGGGCCACACCUGUGCCUUUUAAAAAUUUCUGCUGGAGUUUCAGAGGGGAAAAAUAGCCCUAUUAUAUUUCCCCUUAUGAAAUUUAGCAUCUUAUAAAAGACUUCAGUUUGGCUUUAGCCCUUGGGAGCCUGGAUCUGGUGGGCUCAGCAGAAAACUGAAGAACUGUACGCACAACUAUACAUUUGUGAAGACUUGUGUAACAAGUGGAGAGGGCUUUUCAUCUCACAUUGCUCUUUCUUCCCUUUCCCUGCAUCCUAGGUCAUCCCGCAAGAAGACGAAUCCAAGAGUAGCUUGAUGUACAAGUACAUAAUCCACAAAGAUCUCCUUCCUGUCAUCGGAAACAACAAUGUCCUCCUGGAAGAAAUGGACACCUAUGAGUGGGCCCUUAAAAGCUGGUCUCAGUGUUCCAAAGCUUGUGGAGGAGGUAUUUUCCCUGCCCUGCAUUUCUUGGUUCAAGUGUCUUGGAGGCACUUCCAGUGUAUGGAAUGUUCCUUGCUUGCAGAGGUCUGGUUCAUGUAUGAAUGUCUAUCCCAGGACUGCAUGCAUGAACCGAUUCUUGAAAAACAGCGUUUUUGAGGUGUUCAUUCUAUAGUACUUCAUUCAUCACUUUUGAUUUUGCAGCCAGUCUUUCAAAUAAUGAACCUGCAUGUGUGAAACUAGCUGUUAGCUGCUGUGUUUGGAAACCUUGGGGGAAAUAAGAGUGCCUUCUUUGUCGCAAGAUUUCGACAGGUUUCAAUUAGGUAUUUAUUUCAACUGCUUAGUGUUAAACACGAAUUCUUUAAAAAUGAAUGUCUACGAGAGUGGACAUUCUGGUUCCAGUCUAGGAAUGGCAUGUUGAGUAUCACUUCAGGCAAAGCCCAAAUCAGUCCGCUUUAAAAGGAGCAAUAUUUUUUGCACACUGUUACUGGCACUGCAGGGAAAAUCAGGACAUCCCCUGGUGCACAUUUAAGUGCUCCCACUUCCUAAAUCUUGGCAUCAGUCAUAUACUGGGAUUGCGCCCUAUAGUUUCUUGAUGUUACCAAAGGAAAACCCUUGGCAAUAUUAAUAUUCUUGCGUUUGUGAGGCAAGUAAGCUGCUUUUAAGAGAGCUUGAAUUCAAACUUUAGAUGGGGGGUCACAGUUCUUCUCAGUGCCCCUUUUGAAAGGAAGUGAAAUAAUAAAUAUUGAGCAGAUCAACACAAGCUUCUGUUCAUAGCAUUUAAAUACACAAAGCAGGUUUUGAAAAGCCAGGUCAGAACUUGCUGGCUCAAGACUGCCCUGCUAACAUUGGAGAGGCAUAAACUGCAUUUCCAGGGAUAUGUUCUGGGAGCAGCUGAUGGCAUCCACCCUACACACCCCAAGUGGUGUUGGUGACUAGGGUUUGAUAUCUGUGUUGUUCUUUACUGGGAAGGUGAGUAGCACAUCAAAGCAGCUGCCUUGGUCCUCCCCUAUCUAUGUUUGUCUCAGCAGAUAGUACACCAGAAAUAUUGCCCCACCCAUGCCCACCCACUCACAGCAGUCCCCCAUGUGUGGAGCUGUUGGAUUCUGACCUUGUUCAGUUGUGCUUGAGUCCAGGGUGAGGGAUCAGCUCCGCACCUUACAAGGAGGGAUUGCGCUAGGAAAACUGGCUAGGCUAGAAAUUCCCUGCACAAGGCGAGGGUUGCAGCCUGCAUCUGUCCAAACGAAUGGAAAUACUUGAGAGAAGGUACUCCGAUCUGUAGACCCUUGUAUCAUAGACAGGGUGUUUUAUAAGUAAUCACUGUGCUGCCUUGGGGUUGCCAAGCAAUCACAGUAGGCUGUCUUUUGUGGGCCGUCCUACGAAGUGAAAGCCAAGCCUGAAAGACCGAAGCUCCCGAUUACACCAAGACCCAUCGUCCGUUUUGUACUGUGUUUGUGAUGCAGAGUGCUUCCUGCACCUUUGCUUCCUCAGAGCAGUAAGGAGCUAAUGGUGGCAGCAGCUGUGUAGUAUCCAUUCAUUCAUUCAUUCAUUCAUUCAUGUGAUUCAAAGAUGUGAAUGGGAAGCAGAAGUCAUACACACAAAUACUGUAGUAUAUUGAAGUCCGUUUUUCAAUGGGCACGUUUUCUGUAUGGCUGUGCUAUCUGUGUAAUAUGGCUGUUCAGUGAAGUGCCCUACUAUGCAAAUGAGCAUGGUGUGAAAGCAGAAACAAAAAUGGGGAGGGGAAGGGGGAGGAUUUCAGCUGCCUCAAUGAGCCUGUGUUAGCCAGAGACAGAGGUGGGAAAAGAAAGAAGUGAUUUUUAUCAGGUGGCAUACAUCCAAAAGUAGUUUCUUAUGCUGCAUGGAAGUUGCCUAUCUGUCCCUGCUGGGCACUGUGACACCAGGAUUCACUUGCACUAUUUUUUAACGUAUUUGUUGCAUCAUGACACUUUUUCUUUUCUUUUUUAAAUGAUAUUUAUUAAAAUUUCAGAGAAAAAAAAGAAUUACACAAAAACAAAAAGUAAAAAUACAAGAAAAAUACAAAAUACAAACUACAGAAUAAAAGAAUAAAAGACACUUAAAAAGAAAAGAAAAAAAAGAAUAAUAGAUCAAUCUUUCCAUAGCUUACAUUCAUAUCCUUGUUUCCUUGACCUCCUCAUACCUCCCUUUUUUGUAUUCCAGUUCAAUUAGUUAAGUCAGCAAUUUCUUUCCCUCUUUGUUUUCUCAUGAUCCUUUAACUUAAUAUACUAUAACUUUAAAUUUUCAUCUGUUAUCAAUCCUUUUUUACAUACACCUUUAUAGCAUUACUGCUUAAACCACCUAGCUUCAUUCCAACAUCAUUCUAACAUUCAUUAAUUUUGCAAUAUUUCUGUAAAUAGUCUUUAAAUUUCUUCCAAUCUUCUUCCGACUCUUCUCCCUGGUCUCGGAUUCUGCCAGUCAUUUCCGCCAAUUCCAUGUAGUCCAUCACCUUCAUCUGCCAUUCUUCCAGAGUGGGUAGGUCUUGUGUCUUCCAAUACUUUGCAAUAAGUAUUCUUGCUGCUGUUGUGGCAUACAUAAAGAAAGUUCUGUCCUUCUUUGCCACCAUUUGGCCGACCUUGCCCAGGAGAAAGGCCUCUGGUUUCUUCAGAAAGGUAUAUUUAAAUACCCUUUUCAUUUCAUUAUAAAUCAUCUCCCAGAAAGCCUUAAUCCUUGGGCACGUCCACCAAAGGUGAAAGAAUGUACCUUCGGUUUCUUUACAUUUCCAACAUUUAUUAUCGGGCAAAUGAUAGAUUUUUGCAAGCUUGACUGGUGUCAUGUACCACCUGUAUAUCAUUUUCAUAAUAUUCUCUCUUAAGGCAUUACAUGCCGUAAACUUCAUACCUGUGGUCCAUAACUGUUCCCAGUCAGCCAUCAUUAUGUUAUGUCCAACGUCUUGUGCCCAUUUAAUCAUAGCAGAUUUCACCGUUUCAUCCUGAGUAUUCCAUUUCAACAGCAAGUUAUACAUUCUUGACAAAUUCUUAGUUUUGGGUUCUAACAGUUCUGUUUCCAAUUUUGAUUUUUCCACCUGGAAGCCAAUUUUUCUGUCCAAAUUAUAUGCCUCCAUUAUCUGAUAAUAAUGAAGCCAGUCUCGCACUUUGUUUUUUAAUUUCUCAAAACUCUGUAAUUUCAGUCUAUCUCCAUCUUGUUCCAAAAUUUCCCAAUAUUUUGGCCAUUUGGCCUCCAUAUUGAGCUUUUUCAGAGCUUUCGCUUCCAUCGGUGACAGCCAUCUUGGGGUUUUAUUUUCCAAUAAGUCCUUGUAUCUUAUCCAAACAUUAAACAAUGCUUUCCUGACAAUAUGGUUUUUAAAUGCUUUAUGUGCUUUGACCUUAUCAUACCACAGAUAUGCAUGCCAUCCAAAUACAUUGUUAAAACCUUCUAGAUCCAAAAUGUCAGUGUUUUCAAGAAGCAGCCAUUCUUUCAACCAGCAAAAGGCUGCUGAUUCAUAGUAAAGUUUAAAGUCUGGCAGGGCAAAUCCACCUCUUUCCUUUGCAUCUGUUAAUAUUUUAAUUUUUUUCCCCUUCUUUUUCAGUGUCUUUACAUAGGACUCCCAGGCUAUCUCCAUAUAUUGUCUGGACCUAUUUUCCACUUAGUUGACAAGAGUAGAGUACAUCAGGUGCCUUCAGACCAUUUCCUGGACCCCCCAAAAGCAUUAGUGCCUGUCAGGAGGAGGCCCACACAUCUGUGUGCCUUGAGCAACCUAGACUUGCUGGUUCCUUCAUAGCUGUAGUUUUGAUUCUGCUGUUUUGCAGGAAUACAGUAUACCAAGUAUGGUUGCCGGAGGAAGAGCGAUAACCGGAUGGUGCACCGGAACUUCUGCGAUAACGGGAAGAAACCAAAACCCAUCCGUAGGAGAUGCAACAUGCAGGAAUGCACUCAGCCUUUGUGAGUCUUUUUUUCAUUGUCUUAAAGGUCCAGGGGCCAAUUCACACAACCAUUUUUGAGGUGCAGAACUCACCUCAAUAUUACCACGGUAUCGUGGUCUUGUGAAAUAGCCGUAUGUAAUAAAAUCUCAAGUGAGUGAAAACCAUUGAGAUCGCUCUAUUUAACCAGAAUGCGGCAGCUAGACUGGUGACUGGGAGCGGCUGCAGAGACCAUAUAACACCGGUCCUGAAAAACCUACGUUGGCUCCCAGUACAUUUCCAAGCACAAUUCAAAGUGUUGGUGCUGACCUUUAAAGCCCUAAACGGCCUCAGUCCAGUAUACCUGAAGGAGUGUCUCCACCCCCAUUGUUCUGCCUGGACGCUGAGGUCCACCUCCAAGAGCCUUCUGGCGGUUCCCUUGCUGUGAGAAGUGAGGUUGCAGGGAACCAGGCCGACGGCCUUCUCAGUGGUGGCACCCGCCCAUAGCUGUCAACCUUCCCUUUUUUGGCGGGAAAUUCUCUUAUUUCAGUGCUGUUUCCUUCUGUUUCCCACUGCUAUCCCGGAUUGUUAGAUAUCUGUCUCCGGGACAGGUGAGGCUGCUGAUCCCUUAUUUUCAAAUCCGAAAUUUGACAGCUAUGCACCCGCCCUGUGAAACGCCCUCCCAUCAGAUGUCAAGGAAAUAAACAACUAUCUGAGUUUUAGAAGACAUCUGAAGGCAGCCCUGUUUAGGGAAGUUUUUAAUGUUUGAUUUUUUUGUUCUGUUUUUAAUCUGUUGGGAGCCGCCCAGAGUUGUUAGGGAAACCCAGCCGGAUGGGCGGGGUAUAAAUAAGAAAUAAUUAUUAAAUUGUUAUUAUUAUGAACAUUGAAACAAAAAAGCCACCACGUGGCUAUCACUGCAUAACAGUCAUGUGAAACCCACUCUGGUGCUCUUGCUUUUGACAGAUGCUUAUUCUGUGGUUAUUUGGCAAUGUUUUUUGGUUAAGGAUCAUACUAUUUUAGUGCGAGAACUUAAGAAGUUCCCUGCAAGAUCAGAGCAACUAUGUAGUUCAGCCUUUGAUUUUGAUCUGUGCAGAGCCAGACUCCCAUAAUCUGAAAUCUCAACAGCCUUCAUAUUUUCAACCUAGGUGGCCUAGUUCUCACUGAGAUGGUAAAUAUGCAUCUGGGCUAACUACCCUCAUCCCUUCCUAUAGAAAACUUACAUGUCAAGGUUGGACGCUAGGCUACAUUCCUCCCUACCCUUGAUAUCUUGGUUUUUUCUGCAAAGGGAAUUUGUUUUGUGAGCUUGUUCCUGCAGGCUGAAGUGGCCCAGCCCAGAUUUAUCCCGUUCAGUGGGAACCGAGCUGAGGAGUCUUUCUGUUAAGAGUGUCUGGUUUUGCUGUUCUCUUUUCAGCUGGGGGGCUGAGGAGUGGGGGGCCUGCAGCAAGUCCUGCGGCAAGCUGGGAGUCCAGGUCAGAGUGGUGCAGUGCACCCAGCACCUACACAAUGGCACAAACAGGACCGUGCACACAAAGUACUGCACAGGAGACAAGCCAGACGCACGCCGGCCCUGCAGUCGCGUCCCAUGUCCUGCCCAGUGGAGGACAGGUGCCUGGUCUCAGGUAAGGGGACUUGACUACUGUGCCACAGCCAGCAUUUCAGUGCCCUAAGCAAAGCAAGGAAAAUAUCGACCCUUUGCACUUCUGCAGUACAUCGCGGAGCACCUUGAUUUGACCAGCAGCCCUAUGAUGUGUCAGAGCAGCUGCCUAAUGCCAAGGCAGAACAGUUGUCCAUCUAGCUUGAUGUUGUCUGCACUGAUGAGCAGCUGCUCUCCAGGGUUUUGGACAGGAGUCUUUCUAGUUGUUCCUGGAUCCUUCUGCAUAGAGUGUUCUACCAGAAAGCCACUGCCCUACCUUAAUCCACAGUCUCAUAUUCCCUUCGCUCGGUGACAGUAAGCUUGGGAGCCAGGAUCCCCAAUGAUGAUACUUGUUGCUAGGAGUUAUUUUUUUAAAGAUACCAGUAGACACCUGUCCUUCCUUUGACCACAGCCCUCUCCUUAACAGAGCCUGUCUUACUGGGUUUGCUGUUAAGGAAGAGCCUAGCCAAAUAGCUCAGACUACAUGGCAAUAUUAUUUUUCUUAUUUGGGCUGGAUUUGAGAACCCUUAGCUGUGCCAGGAGGAUGCUUCUGAAAGAAAGAAAGAAAGAAAGAAAAGAAAAGCGAGCACAGAGCAGUGCCACUGGUAUUAUCGGGUGAGGAAAAACAUGGCUUGAGAAUGGUGUCAGAGCAAUGACAUUUGCUGCCUGCAAAUAAAUGAAUUGUGGUUAUGAUUCAGCUUUUUAGACACUUUUGAGCUGCCUGGGAGAUCUUGUCGGAAUCCUGAACAUCAUAGACCUUGCAGCUAUAGAGAAGUUCGAAAAUAUCUCUGGCAAAAACUGCUAAAGGAUGUAAUUACUGAAGUUGUCCCAUUCUUUUUAGUGCUUUUCUAAAUCUGUGUAUCAAGACACAAACUGGCGUUGUUUUGAGGGGGUCCUUUUCUUUCUUUCUUUCUUUCUUUCUUUCUUUGUUAUAACAGUUUGGGAGCAGCCAAGUUUGUGAAGAUAGAUGGAUUAAGCGAAGUGUUGUAGAAUGUAAAAUAUUGACAUUCUCUCUUGCCCUCAAGGUUGACUGCAGUCAAAAGAAUCAUUUUAUUUGUAUUUCUCAUCAGUCCUCAUCCAGAACCUCCGACGGCAGCUUUGAUAGUCAGCCACUUGUUGGAGGGGAGAGGACAUUAUGUGUUUGCGGUCAUCCCAAUGCGGUGACUGAAAUCGCAUUUGUUUUGGGUGUAUGAAUCCAGACAGAGGAACCACCUGCCCUGCCCCAGUGACACGUACUUCCUGCAGAUCCUCCUUGCUGGCUCAGCCCUUUUUUCAUUGUAGUGCAUUGGAAUAGCUCCAGCCCUUCGGUUCCCCUUAGCCUUCAUAGAUGUGUUUUUCUCCUUCUUCCUCCUCUUGUGGCAGUGCUCUGUCAGCUGCGGAGAAGGCAUCCAGCAGCGCCAGGUGGUCUGCAAGUCCAACGACAACCACCUCGGCCAGUGCGAGAGCGAGAAGCCAGAGACCAUCCAGGUUUGCAAAAUGGCAGCAUGCCCAGGUAAGAGAAGAGCUGCAGUUGCAGAAGGAAAGAAAGAAAGAAAAAAUGCAUGCAAAGUGAAUGAAAUAGAUGCAGCAUUAAAACACACACGCGCAAGCGAAACAUGGUGAUGCCCAUGGGUGUGUGGCAUCGUGCUUGUUUACACAUAGGGGUUGGGUCAUUUGGUUGUUGUUGUUGUUAUUUAUUGAAUUUCUAUACCAUCUUUCAUCCCAAGAUCACAGGGUGGUUUGCACCAUGUAUUACACAUAUGUGUAGAAUCCUAAGGAGCCAUGACAGCUAAUGACCCCCUCACUCAGGUACUCUGGCAUCCUGUUAGUCUCUAGAAUGCCAGAGUGCACUUUAUUUUCUUCGAACCAUUUGAAUCCAUUAUUAUAGGAAAGUGUCUGGUGUCCCACCUGCCCCGGAAAAACAAAGCAAAAACUUGACUCGCUGUUGUGAUCUAGAUACUUUAACCUGCCUUCCUUUUCCUUCCCCCAGGAAACCUACCAAGCGUCACAACAAACUCAGGCACCAUGGAUCAUGUGACUCCUAAGGUCCAAUGGGUGCCUCAGGAGAGCGCCAAAAAUCCUGUUACCAAGAUAUCAUCAAGUAAGUGCCCUUCUGCUUCUGAGUUCGGCAGUUUGGAUCAUCACCUGUUCCCCUCUCGAUUUCUUUAAAAAAAAUAAAAAACGCUGGAUACUGCUCAGAAAAGAUGGGCUUUGUAGAAUAUUACAACAGUUGUUGAGGCUUUGCCAGGUUGUACAGGUCAAGCAGCUGACUUCCUGUGACUUUAAUGGGUGGGAAGUUGGUGUAGGGGCGUAAUCCAAGGAAAAAGAAACCUUCCUUUGCCUGGAAUCCUUCUUGGGCAGCUGUUGUGUGCUUGAGAACGGGAAGCCGCCAUCUGGGAUCUCCCCUUACCCUUGGGGAAUUGAGAAGAAUGAAAACUUUAGAUGUUCUCUGUCUAGUUCUGCAAUUCUGAAGUCAGAGGCCAUCGGUGAGGAACCUCAGUCCUGGAGGCCAGAUGUCUCCCCACCACUGCCGCCAGGUCUCUCCUCCUAGCCUUUGGGACUUUCCCCAGGCUGUAAACCCUCCCUGGCCUUGUUCCACAACCUCUAGAGUAUUUUUGCCUUGCUGGAACGUAGCCUUGAAAUCCAAUGACUCUUGCUUGCCUGCAUUGGAUGGGUGAGUAUGUAGAAACUAGCCUAUGGCACAGAGGUAAAGAGUACCUUCAUUGGUCUACACACUCUGACCUCUGGCCUCACCCACCUCAGGCCCCUGGACAGCUGCCCAUUAGGGAAUGUGGCCUUUGGGCUCCAGAAAGGUUUUCCACCCCUGCCAUGGGCCAUUACAUGGAAGUCGAUGCAUCCCAAUUCAGAUUUCUGUUGUACUCUGUAGAUCAGGUCUACACAACUGGGGACCCACCAAGCUAAGUACAGCCCAUCUGCCAGGUUUCUGGACCAGCUCCAGCUGGAAGCAUAUUUACUGAGUUCUUGGUGGGCCACCAUGCCACAGUUUGGUUCUCACGUUGUGCAGGCCUGCUGUAACAUUACACAUGGUGAAACAUAAAUAAUUUGCAGAAAAGGUUAACUACAAGUGGAUCUGCUGCUGUUGUUGCCAGUGUGACUAUAUAGCCUAAGCUGAGAGCGCUUAUAAUUCUAAGCAAUCACUGGGAGGAAGAGGCCAACCUUAUUUAGCUUAGAGGCCCAGUAGAAUCUUCUGCACCUUAAAAUACACCAAAUAAAGUGGAAAGGCUUCCCUUUAUAUGGAUCCCUAGAUGCAUGAUCCCAGUUCAGAAUUAAUUUUGGAUUAAUGCUCAUUCGAGAGCCUUACAGUGCAAGCUCAACUCAGAAGCAGGUCCCAUUGAAUUUAUUGGGGCUUACUCACAGGUAAGUAAUUGCAGACACUUGAGAUCAUUGUUUGAAAAUGAAUCACUGCCCUCUAGCGUUCAUCUGCAGGUGUUUCUCGCUAGUGUUGACUCUCUGGGAUGUUUAUACAAAUUCCUGUGUAGGUGCUUCUGCCUGCCUGUCUGUCUGUCUGACUGUUUCUCUUUCAGCUGUCUGUACACUUGCAUCUCACUGACUUUUACGUUCCUCUCUUUGUCUUCUCCUCUUAGGCUCCCCUGCUGACAUUCUGCAGUUGCUGACAUAUCCAUAGGCCUAAUGGCGUUUGGGUACAUGCUUUUCUGCAACUUGAUUCCUGUAAAGAGUAAAUAAUACAGUGGUUGUCUCUAUAUAUGUAUCAUCUUGAAUCUUCAGACACACCCCACCACCUAUGGUUGUUUCUCCCCCCCCCCAGUCCCCUCCCCUCAGCACUGUUUCUCUUCAGAAAUAUGAUUUGAGUCUUGCAGUUCUUUAGUCUUUGUAUCAUAGGGGCUGGGAUUUUCCCAUAGAAGGAAAGGUAGUGUGACACACCCACAAUCCCAAAUUCUCUACUGGGGUCUGUGAUUCUUUCUCCUCCUUCUUUUUGUCUAUUCCUAUUUCUGUUUCUCUCUUUGCUUGAUGCCGCUUCUGGUAUCACUGCUAUGUAUUGUUUGUGUAACUGGUAUGGAGCAUUCCUUCUAUGGCACAGGGUCCAGAAGUUGAACUCCCAACCCCAACAAGACCCACCCAGCAUGGCCCAAACUUCAAGGAUGAUGGGAGCUGGAGCCCAGGCACAUCUGGGCAGCCACAGAUGCUGUUAUAUGGCGAGAAGAGUGCUGUAGCCUAGGUCGACAUGGCUUAACCACACACAUGAGCCUUUUGGGAUAAUAGUCUUAGACUGCAUUGUAGCACUGUUCCCUUGUGUCCGGUUGUCUGAAGUCACGGUCACUUUCACGCCAACUUUCCGUAAUUUCCCUUCAUUGCAGAGGAGCCGUGCCUUGGAGACAAGUCCAUAUUCUGCCAGAUGGAAGUCCUGGCUCGCUACUGCUCCAUCCCUGGCUAUAACAAGCUCUGCUGUGAAUCCUGCGGCAAAAAAGUCCCCACCAGCCAGCCUCCCGCCGUUGACCAAGGAGCUUCUGAGACUGGCACCCGCGGAGGCGCUGCCCUUCCCGGCCCUCUCCCACAACUGUCUCCCCAUCCCACUGCCACGAGCCAGCUGCGAAGGAUGAAGGGCACUUCUCCGAAAGAGACAGAGGCAUCCCGUGGCCUCCUGGCUACUCUUGCUGGCUCCACAGCCAUUGGCACCUGCCAGGUUAACGCUGCUUCACAGCCUCAGGGCAGCCCUGACAAUAGCACUUCGAAAGUGGGCACAUCAAUGCUACUACCUCCUCCUCUUCCUCCUCCUCCUCUUCGGCAGGCUCCAGCAGGGUGGGACCCUGAGGAGCAUCGGAGCAGCUCGCUGUCCCAAUGGCUCCCUGCCGCCUUGGACAAGCCUUCAGUUGUUUCGCAGAAAGGAGGUCCAUCUCCUCCUCAAGAUGGAGGAGGGUGGAGAAAAGACAGCGUGGGGCCCAAACAGUCAGCUGCCACUCUCAGGACCUCCUCCCCUGUUGUGACAUGA
Molecule: messenger RNA, 68687 nt
Organism: Podarcis lilfordi (Lilford's wall lizard)
Lineage: Eukaryota; Metazoa; Chordata; Lepidosauria; Squamata; Lacertidae
Source: the annotation of a GenBank genome assembly